Molecule: messenger RNA, 52255 nt
Organism: Pelobates cultripes (western spadefoot toad)
Lineage: Eukaryota; Metazoa; Chordata; Amphibia; Anura; Pelobatidae
Source: the annotation of a GenBank genome assembly
UAGUUCCUUUUAAUAUCCUAGAAAAAACAAGUGACGUAGAAUUGUAGCUGACAAGUAGAAAAAAAAAAUCCCUACUAGCUAUUGAGCAAUCUUGUUCUGUGCUUCCACUCUGUGAACCUUUCUUAGUUUCACUCUCAGUCCUAAAUCCUAUAGCAUGGCUUGGCUUUCAAUCCUUACCCUGCCCACAAAACCAUUGCUUUCUUCCGGGACUUUCCUAACUCAAAACUGAACAAAUCGCCCACAACGCAUGCAACCGGACUUUAAAAAUGUCCUGGUAUCGUCUGUAGGCGGAACACUCCCAGCUAUGAAAGGGGUGGAAAUGAAGUUUUGGAGAGGGUGGGGGCUCAGGUAUACCCAUUUAUUUAUGUGUGGGCAAACUUGAAGAUAACAUGUUUGCAGAAAUCGUAUUCUAUGCAGGGAAGCAUACAUGUUUAUGAAUUAAUAUGGAAGCGUGCACUGUUAUGCCCGGAGAGGAAUGCCUUACCAGCUAUCCAUCAAGCACACGAACUGCGCUAGAUAAAGGAAUAAGAAGGCUUCAGUGGACUGUCACCUGCUGUCUCAUUGGGCUAGUUAUCCUUUCAUUGUUCUCUGUUUAUCAGAUGAUUGCCGGAUAUCAGGAACAUUCCAAAGAUAAGGUAACAGUCACGUAUGUUUUUACCUUAUAAAUACGCGCAGAAGUGUAUGGAAGGUUCAUGUUCUGCAUGCUUCUAAUACUGUAUUUCAGUCUUGUGAAACUGGCAAAGUGGAUGGGAUUUGUCUCAGUGUUAUUGCAUCCAAAUUCUUGACUUCAUUUUAAAGCAAAUAACAGAGUGCCGCACAAUUUAAUACCUGCAAAACGAUGUUCAUUCCCAGUUACUUUUUUUUUCCAUUGGAUUUGCAUAUAUAAUUUUAAUAUUGUAUUCUUCUGGGCAGGUUAAUUUAUAAAUCUGAUCAGAUUGUACAUCAAGUCAGCAACUUUAAUUUUCAGUUAUUAAACACAUAUUUGGCUGGCAUUUCUUCAGAUGGUAUCAGUACAUCUCAAGGCUGCUUGUCACAAAACAUCGUCCAAAUAGGUCCUGUCUUAGAACAAGGUGUUAAAUCCUUGAUCUGAGCAUCAUUUGCACAUUUGUCUUAUACACAGUAUACCUAGUGCCACAUGUUGAGAACUAAAGAGCCUGUUCACCCAAAAAAAACACGAAAAAAAAACCUUUGUCAACAAAUUACUAAUUAAUGCAAAAUAGAGUAUCACUGAGUGAAAACUGAAACAUUUAAAAGUAGAGCACUAUAUAUCUUACCUGAUUGGGGUUUAUUCUCAUUACACGCAAACAGAAAGAAUAUAUACAGUGUAAGUGCAAUAUUGCUUGUGUACAAAAUAGUGCAAAAAUGUGAUUGUGAGAUGGUACACUCACAUUUUUAGAGCCUAAAUGAGAUUGCCUCAAAUUGUCUGAGCAUCUGUAUCUUUAAGACAGCACAACAUCUCUCUCAUUGAAUAUGAUGUUGUACAUUUUCCCAAAAAAAGGAAUAAAAUUGAAUAGUGGAAUAUGUUGUACUUUAUUUGAAAACAAUAAUGGGUAUACAAGAAUUGCUCACCUUAUACAGAGCAUUUUAGUUACCAGGCUCUGAGUCAAAUAAGCGUGGCACUACCCUUCUUCAACCAGACUGGUGAUACAGACAAAUAAAUGUUUAAAAAAAAAAAAAUCAAUGUAGACAAAUAUAAAAACAAAUGUCCUACAGUAGAGUCAUUAUCCGAGAUGCGAAUAUCGAUGAACAAUUAUGAACUAAACUCAAGAGAAUAUUGAUUUUCAGGUGAUUUGGGUUAAGCUGAUGCAAUUGAUAGCUUGUUUGCUAAUACACAAAUAUUGAGAAAUAUUAACUUGAAGAUAAAAUAGUCAAAUUGUACUAACCCUAAAAAUAUGCUUAAUAUUGAAUGGAUUUUGAUUGGAUCUGUGAAUGACCCUUCCAUCUCGCCCCAUGGCAUAUGUGCCACUGGUCUUGAUUCAAGCUGUGUAGUCAAGAUUUUGAAGGAUUCUCCCAUUCAUUUUUUUUCUCUUAUUACCCACUUCUGGAGACAAUUUCUUGAGAGAUAAAGGGAAGUGCAAAAUCAUGUUUUUACAGGUCUCUGCCCAUGUCACUCCUCUUGAGUCGCUUUGUUUAGAAGCAUUGUCAUCCUGGCACACAUGACUGAGAGGAUAAUGCGUUCCUAUUUAUUGUGUCCUAUAAUUUCAUUUGAUAAAGACAAUAGUACUUGAGACAGGUUGAUCAGUUGACAAGGUUUGGAAUCAGCUGCAACCACUAAUAAAAUUUGCUUUGUUUGUUGCAUGUGGUGUUUGUGAGUGUAUCAGAUCAUAUUUUCAUUAUUAUUAUCAUAUAUUCUCAUAAUAAUAAACAGUGUAUAUAAGGGAAACACAGAAUGUCUAUGUGUAUAUAAGGGAAACCCAGAAUGUAAUUCAAUAAAUAUUACAUGAAUGUGUUUUGUGUAUGAGUAUGUCCUCCACACAAUAUACUUUACAAAAAGGAGCAGUGUGUCAAUAUCACAGAACUUCACAGCAACAAAAUCCACACAGGGUUAUUCACUAAAGUGAGAAUUCACAGUGAAUUUCAAAUUUAAGGCCAAAGUAUCUGAAGUGGAAACAUACCUGAAUUAAAUAAGAUUGGCUACUUUGGCAUUAUAUUUGAAAUCCACUUUCAAUUCUAACUUUAUUGAAUAACUUUGUUAGUAACAUGGUUCACGUGAAUGUAUCACAAAUUCACUAGCAAAACAUAGAAACAUAGAAACAUAGAAUGUGACGGCAGAUAAGAACCAUUCGGCCCAUCUAGUCUGCCCAAUUUUCUAAAUACUUUCAUUAGUCCCUGGCCUUAUCUUAUAGUUAGGAUAGCCUUAUGCCUAUCCCACGCAUGCUUAAACUCCUUUACUGUGUUAACCUCUACCACUUCAGCUGGAAGGCUAUUCCAUGCAUCCACUACCCUCUCAGUAAAGUAAUACUUCCUGAUAUUAUUUUUAAACCUUUGUCCCUCUAAUUUAAGACUAUGUCCUCUUGUUGUGGUAGUUUUUCUUCUUUUAAAUAUAGUCUCCUCCUUUACUGUGUUGAUUCCCUUUAUAUAUUUAAAUGUUUCUAUCAUAUCCCCCCUGUCUCGUCUUUCCUCCAAGCUAUACAUGUUAAGAUCAACUUACAGAAACGUGCACUGUAUGAUUGUAUACAAUAGACAGCUCCACAAGUACAGGAAUCCAACUAGUGUGUUUGCAGAAGUGUAGAAUUCCAGAUUUCCACAACAUUAAACUUACAAUCAAAUAAAAAAAGGAAUUAUCUUAAAGGGACACUAUAGUCACCCAGACGACUUCAACUCAAUGAAGUGGUCUGGGUGCCAGGUCCCUCAGGUUUUAACCCUUCACAUGUAAACAUAGCAGUUUCAGAGAAACUGCUAUGUUUACAUUUGCGGUUAAUCCAGCCUCUAGUGACUGUCUUCCGGACAGCCACUAGAGGCGCAUUUGCGAUGCUGGAGGCGAAUUUCGCCUCCAUCACUCAGAGCGUCCAUAGGAAAGCACUGAGAAAUGCUUUCCUAUGGACACUUUGAAUGCCGCGCAUGCGGCUCCAGUGACGUCGGACGGGAGAGCUGCCGUCGGACAAUGAGGAGAGUUCCCGGCGCUGGAAUAAGGUAAGCUGAUGAAAGGGUUUUAACCCCUUCAGCGCCACGGGAGGCACCCUCAGGGCACUAUAGUGUCAGGAAAACCGCUUUGUUUUCCUGACACUAUAGUGAUACUUUAAAGUAACAUUCCUAGCACUAUAAUCACUACAGUGCACUGACUCCAGGUUGACCUGCCAUUAACUCGGCAGGCACGCCCUUUUGGGAUGGAGAUAGUGACACAACUUUCAGGCUGCAGAGUUUGGAGUUAUGUAAAUGGAUGCAUAGUUGAGUUAAAGGACCACUAUAGUGCCCUGCUAUGUUUAGAAAAAAAAGGGUUAACCCUAGAUGGACCAGGCACCCAGACAACUUCAUUAAGCUGAAGUGGUCUGGGUGCCUAGAGUGGUCCUUUAAAGAUUUUUUCCAGUUUGGCUAUUUUGACCUUACAUCUCAAUUAUUCACUCAGACACACCAACAAUAUGGCGCUCCUAGAUAAGAGGGACAUUGGGAUAGGAAAGAGAGACACAGUGAUUUAGGCCCAAAAUAGGGACUGUCCCUGCUAAACAGGGACACCUGGAAGGUAUGCUGAUUUGUAAUUUUUUUUUUUUUUUUCUUUAAUAGACAGACAUAGAGAUUUUUGAUUAGGAGUAGCAAUAGUUUCAGUGUUUCAGUGCCAGUGCUUGAUUGUGCAUUUCAGAUUGUAGCUGCGGUCUUUUUUUGUUCCCAACCGUUUGAAGAAAGAAAAUCCUUUUUUUUAAAUUUAUUUUAUAUUUUUAUUGUUCAUUCAAAAAGUAACAAGACAUUGUAUAUGCACCAGUUGGUUCCAAUUUCCAAAAAGAUGUUAUGGUGAUUGAAAUGGCACAAACGCAGCACUAACUAACCAGCCCAGUUUCAUGUGUUUUGGCUGUUGGAGGGGGGCUGGUUGACCUUUGGUGACCUUUAUUUAAUCGCUAAUUAUCUUAAUAGUAAAAGCAGCACAAAUCUUAAUUUUUAAAGCACAAACGUAGCACUAACGAAACACAUUAGAUUUUUUUUAUUUGUGCUGAUUGUAGGGGGGCCAGCUUCACACAGCCUCACUUGGAGUAUUGUACGUAGUACUGGAAAUUGUCUCCAAAAGGGUAUUGAUACUUUGGAGAGAAUUUGGAAAAGGUCUACUAAACUAGAUCAUGGAUUGCAGUAGGAAACUUAGCAGGAAAGGUUAAAGGAUCUUGACAUGUAAAAUUUGGAGGAAAGACAAGAGAUAGAAACAUUUAAAUACAUAAAGGUAAUCAACACAGUAAAGAAGGACAGUAUAUUUAAAUGUAAAAAAAAAACUACCACAAGAGGACAUAGUCUUAAAUUAUAGGGGCAACGGUUUAAAGAACCACUCUAGGCAUCCAGACCACUUCAGCUUAAUGAAGUGGUCUGUGUGCCUGGUCCAGCUAGGGUUAACCCAUUUUUUAUAAACAUAGCAGUUUCAGAGAAACUGAAAUGGGUUUAUAAAUGGGUUAAUCCAGCCUCUAAAGCCUCUAAAGCCUCUAGUGGCUGUCUCAUUGACAACCGCUAGAGGCGUUUGCGUGCUUCUCACUGUGAAAAUCAUUAUGAAUGCUUUCCUAUGAGACUGGCUGAAUGCGCGCUCAGCUCCUGCCGCGCAUGCACAUUCAGCCGAAGAGGAGGAGGAGAGCUCCCCACCCGGCGCUAGGGAAAGGUGAGUGUUUAACCCCUUCCUCUCCCCAAAGCCCUGAGGGUGCCCCCAACGAGUAUGUUUUCCUGGCACUAUAGUGGUCCUUUAAAAAUAAUAUCAGGAAGUAUUACUUUACUGAGAAAGUAAUAGAUACAUGGAAUAACCUUCCAGCUGAAGUGGUAGUGGUUAACACACUGAAGGAGUUUAAGCAUGCAUGGGAUAGGCAUAAAGCUAUCAUAUAUAUAAGAUAAUGCCAGGGACUAAUGGAAGUAUUUAGAAAAUUGGGCAGACUUGAUGGGCCGAAUGGUUCUUAUCAUCCAUCACAUUCUACAUUUCCAAUGUUUCGCCCUGCCUAGCCGAGUGUGCAGUGUCGUUAUGCCUGAUACUUCAUACUACAGAUUAUAACGUACUGUGUUUUUUUCACACUGAAUGGUCACUCACGCUAUUGGCUAGAUGUGCGUCAGCUUUGCUCUUCUCAGGGUGAAUGGGGUGAGUGAAUCAUCAAUUGCAAAGUUCUCUCACUUACUAUUUUUUUUUAAAUUCAAAUAUAAUGAUAGAAUUUUGACCGCUCAGAAUUGGUAUUGCAAAAAUGGCUAAUAUUGCAAAGCAAUUGUAGCCGUUUUUGCAUUACAGUAAAUUUUGAAGCACCUUUCCUUGUUCUUUAUUUCCCCUUGGAAUGGCAUUCCAAUCUAUUUUGCAUGGAAAUUUGUCCGCGCUGAACAGAUUUAUGAACGACUUUCAGACGCUCUGAACAAAUGAUUUAUUUAUUAUUAUUUUUUUAUUCUCUAUUUUUGCUCAUAAUACAUAGCUCAUAAUACAUAGCAAGCAUAAGGAAAGUGCAUCUGACAUUUCGCACCAUUUUUUGUAUAAAGUAAGUAAAUAGUACAACCAUAGAUCAGACAUCCUCAACUAAGGGAGGUGUCAGCGGGUGAAGUUAGCUUGAGAUAGCAAUCAGAUUAUACCUGCUAGAGCAGUAAUCGCUUAAGGUCACGCUGGUUGUAGGGGGAAAUUCAGCUAAAUGAAAUUGACUUGAUGUGGGCUUACGGAGCCAAGUUAGGAGCUAUAAUAUGUUAUAUUAAUUUAGAUAAAACAGGUGAACUAAAAGAAAACAGAAAACAAUCCUAGAGCGACAUGUGACAGGUUAUAGUACACGUGUAGUAGCUCGGGUCACCGUUCAAGGUGGUAAGUCAUUUUGCUUUGGCACUGUUGUGCCUGGUACGAAUGGCGUUAUUCGGUCUAUAGCCCAUGCUGGACGAUUCACUGCUAGAACAGAUUCCAGAUCCCGAAACAGAGAGUGAACUUCUGAUGGUUUGGUAGCAGAGUAUGUCUUGCCAUUCUUUUUCAGCCGGGAGCGCCCCAUUUGUAGGUUAUGUUGCGGUCUCUGAGUAUUUGUGUGAUCUGUCGGAAAGACUGUCUCCAAACGGUGCUGUGACGGGACAUGUCUCGGUAAAAGGAGACUUGGCAUCCUUCAAAUGUUGUGGAAGUGGUGCCCCUGGUUUCCUCCAUUAUUAUACCCCUGUCUGAGUCCCAAACAAAUUUCAGUAAAACAUACCUUGAUGCAUCUGGGGUGUCCUUGGGGGUUUUGGCAAAUGGAGACAAUAGUCAAGGGUGAUGUGCUUUACUUGUUUUGGUGUCAGUAUCGUAGACAGUAGGCGCCUGACGAAGUGGGGUAAUUCCUCAGUGGUAACCGCCUCAGAGACCCCUCUGAACCAUAAAUUUCUGGCUCUGGACCUGUCUUCUAGGAUAGCCAUGCGAUCAGUCAGAUCGAGAUUGCUUGUCUGCAGAGCGUUGAGGGCUGCGUCCGUGCCCAUCUGUGCCACAUUUGAAGCACCCAUGUUUUCCUCCACUGCCACUGUUCAACCAGUCAGCGCUGCCAUUUCCUCCCUCAGAACUGCCAUAUCGGCUUGCAACAUUGCCCGGAUUUCUUGUGAUAGGGCUUUGAUGUCAGCUUUGGUGGAGGUGCAUUGUCUUGUACUGCAGAGGGGCCUGGCAUAGGCACUGUUGUUUUUGGGAAGGAAGACAAGAUCUCAAGGAGGCUUUCCUCGUCUAAGGUAGCUGAUGUGUAUGCCUCCACAGGCGCCAUUUUGUCUUUCUCUGACCUACCCUUCUGGCGCAGCAAUGUCCCGGGUCCAGAUCCACCUGGUUAGUUUUCUUCCCCAUCGGUAUUGGAGGGGAGAACAGCCGGAACCGGGUGCGUAGGCGCACUGUAAGGGUCAGGAAAGUGCCUUUUGAUUGUGCGUUCAGCCGGAGCUCGUGCAGUGUGCGACUGUCUCGUUCAGGCGCUGGCAUUCCUCCCGAACAAAUUUUUAUCUUGGCUGAACACAAUGCAUUUAUGGUACAAAAGUCUAGCAAUUUAUUACUUUAUUGUAGCUUUCCAGACCUUCUUUCACUCUGUCAAACAUCAUGAAACACCAUUUUGACGUUAUUUAAAUAAAUUGUGACACAGUGUAAUAUGUCAUGUAUUGUUGUUCAUCUUAAGUUGUAUUUACCUAAUUUUAAGACCUGCUAAGGAACAGAUGAUUGUCAUUAUGCCCUUAUGUGGAAAGCUAUAGAAUUCAAAGAGGGUGUACUUUCUUUUUCUCCUGACUAUAUUCGGAGCCAUUACAAAUCAUUGUCUGGAAAUCUAUUCAUUAACAGGACUGUACAUAGGACACAAGGUCAUGCAUUUAGACUGCAAGAAGGAGAUUUAAUCUAAGGCAAACAUUUUUUUUUUUUUUUCCUCCAGUAAGAACAAUAAAGAUAUUGAAUUCUCUGCCUGAAGAGGUGUCUAUACAGAUGAUUAAACAGCAAUUGGAUAAAUGCUUGCAAAAACAUUGCAAAUAUUCAGGGAUAUAAUUUUUAAUUUGUGGGGUAACAGUUUAUUGAUCCAUGGAGACAUCUGACUGUCAUUCUGGGCUUAAAGGACCACUAUAGUGCCAGGAAAACAUACUCGUUUUCCUGGCACUAUAGUGCCCUGAGGGUGCCCCCACCCUCAGGGACCCCCUCCCGCCCGGCUCUGGAAGGGGGAAAGGGGUAAAAACUUACCUUUUUCCAGCGCUGGGCGGAGAGCUCUCCUUCUCUCCUCCUCCGUUCCUCCUCCUGGGCUGAAUGCGCUGACAAGAGCUUCUUGCGCGCAUUCAGCCCGUCACCUCAGGAAAGCAUUUACAAUGCUUUCCUAUGGACACGAUCUCUCACUGUGAAAAUCAGGGAAUGGGGAAGGCUUAACCCAUUCAUAAACAUAGCAGUUUCUCUGAAACUGCUAUGUUUACUAAAAAAGGUUAACCCUAGAAGGACCUGGCACCCAGACCACUUCAUUAAGCUGAAGUGGUCUGGGUGCCUAAAUGUCCUUUAAGAAGAAAUACUUUCCUAGUUUGUUGCAAAAUUAUUAAGUGCUUUAAACUGGGUUGUUUGCCUUUUUUUUUUUUUUUUAUUCCAAGAGUUUUUAUUGAGCGUGAAAGAAUACUUUACAAACAGUGUUUAAGCAUUGCUUCGGUUAUUACAGAAUUCUCAUAACAUACAGGACUACAAAGUAAUAUAUCGACUCUAUAAUGAACUGUUCCUCUAUCUAACGAUUAACACUGGACUAGUACAUUUGCCUUAUUUUAUAUCAACAGCAAAAACGAUUUAUUAGCAGCCACAUAAUAACAUUUGUACCAGCAAGGGUUGUAAGUGUUUGAAUUGCAAGCAGCAGUCAAAUUGUUUGGAUUAAAAAAAAACCAAAAAAACUUUUUCUGAAUUUGACGAGUUUGGCCCAGAAAUCAGCCUUCCGGCGAUGUUUAGUCUAGGUGAAAUCUGGACUAAAUUCAAGCCUGUUUGUGACUUGAAAAACACGGACAUUUUUAAAUAUUGUGAACUAUGUCUGCACUUUGCUGUCCCAGUGGCCUGUAUGCAGCCCGAUGGUUUUGUCCCUUUCAGUACAAGGCCAGUCGUACUUUAGUGAAUUACCCAGCAAAUAUUACCUAUUAAGAAAUGCUAUUAAUUUACCGUACUGUUUUCUUAUUUGUAUCUACAUUAUUUGUGUGAGGGGCAAAUAAGGCUGUAUAGGAAGCGUACAAAGAGUAGCAUAGGGAGAGAUAAGUUGAUUGAGGUGUGCCUGAACCGACGUCGCAGUAGACCUGUAAUAAAAGAGGAUACAAAUAAGAAACAAGUCCUGCGCUCAAACUCUCAUUACUCCUGGGCGGCAGCAAUGACCAUAGUACACAUUAGCCAAAAUACAUAUAGUAAAAACAAAGAAAAAAGUUACCUGCACUUUUUCCACAUUUUUUUUAACAAAUGGAGGUUUUUAGUUACUUCCAAUGGCCAUGAGAGGGUAUGCCCACCUGCCACGUCAAGGCAGACCUCUUAGGUGGGUCCUAACUCUAACCAUUCACCUUGCUUCCUUGAGCUUCUGGCAAAGAUAGCUCUUCCCUCUGUAAUAAAAGAGGGCCCACCCAUGAGGUGUAAUGAAAAGUAUAGGGUCGUUAACCAUGGGUCGUCAACCUGGUCCCUACCGCCCACUAGUGGGUGUUUCAGGAUUCCAGGUGGGCGGUAGGGAUUUUGGCGGCUAAAUCCUCUUUUUGAGAGGUUUUCUCCUUUUUAGAGUGGGCGGGCGGGCGUGAGCGGCUGGGGGGGCGCAAGAUUUCAGUGACCGGUAGGAAGGAAGCACUCCCUUCUGCCAGGCCACCUUCUGGACCCCCCGGUGUGGUAGAGUUCUAAUCCGAGGCAGCGAGGGAGCUCUAACCUCUCUGCUCUGCGCGAUGUUUACUGAUGCCGCGGAGCCGGAAUAUGAUGUCAUAUUCCAGCUCCUGGCAUCAGUAGACAGCCCGUGAGGGAGCAGAGCAGAGAGGUUAGAGCUCCCUCUCCGCCUCGGAUUAGAACUCUGCCGCCCGCUGAAGUGAAGCCCCACUGGACACCAGGGACAGAUCCACACCAGCUCUCCAGGUAGGGAUGCUGGGUGGACAUUUAAUAUUAAUAAUUUGUGUGUCUGUAAGUGUAUUUGUGAUUAUGUAUGUGUGUGUGUCUGUAAGUAUAUGUGUGUGUGUCUGUGAGUGUAUGUGUGAGUGUGUGUAUGUUUGUGUGUAUGUGUGUAACGGCACCCCCAGGCAUAAAAGGGUUAAACCGCCGUUUAGAAGAUCUUCCCCUUCCAGAGAUGCAGGCACAGCUACUGUAGAACACCAAACUCCCGAACCGCAAAUAAGGGAAUGCUCCAAUCUCCCGAACUGCAUACAAUAUAGCACUCCAAACUCCCGAACUGGAACCAUACGAAUAGCUGCUAGCAGACGAAUAGGAAAAGCACCCAAGCGGCUUACACUCCUAGCAAUCAGUCUCUAUCAGCAUUCAGUAAAUCCCCUCAAAGACGAGACAAGGCUCCGUGUUGAGGGUCACGCAGUGGUCUGUUUAAUGAAGGCUACCUGCCCAGUAUUUAUGCAGGUCUCCCACCUGGUGAACACUCCCCUAGGGGACCAAAUGGGAGACUGUAACAAAGGACAGACAAGUAUCAAUUUAGGAUACACAGUCACAUUAUAUUCCCACAAUGCAUCCUGGCUUCCUCCCCUCUGCUCUGGAGAUAAUUGAGAAGUAAUUCAAUUAUCUCCCAGGACAAAGGCAAAUCGCCAUUAUGCACGUGGUAAUACCAAUACAGGAGUUAAUAUUAAAAUACACUAUGUGACAAAAGUUACAAUGAAUAUAUACAUUUAACAUAUCCCCAGAUAGCUCAGGUCUGAGCGCACAUUAUUAAGCGAAUGGCGCUCAGACCACACAAAUACAGUUUAAUCGCCUUUGAGCUAAAGUGUUCAUAAAGUCAGUUCUCAUACGAAUGAACUCCACGGGAUUCCUAUCUGGGGUAUGGUGUAGUCAGGUACAACUACCGAAUACAGGGCCGUUCGUGCACUUCCACCGAACAAGAAGGGAGAUCGGCGGCUUCAGCGGUGUUCGCGCCAAAAGGCAUCCGUUUUCAGUUCCAUGAGUUGGAACCGCUGUGCGUUCGCGUGUUUAAAAUGGCCGCGACUUCGAGUUCGGUAUACGAAUGGUGGCCACCCAGUAUUCGUCAAUUAAGCUGCGGUUAACCACAGCUUCUGGGAGGCUAAUUGCCGACACAUUCCAGCUCCCAGGUGGUCUAGUCAUUCGUGUGUUAGUUCGGUUGAUUGAAUCUACCGUACACCGGGCAGAAAAGCACAAAUAAGUCUUUUCUGCAGGGGAAACAAAGUCUUUUAACAUGGGGCCUUAAUCCAAAGGCAACAGGCGAGCAACCAGGCUUCUCCAAUGCAAUGUGGCGAGAUUACUCUCGUCACAAUGUGUUUCUCUGUGAGUGUGUGUCUGUAAGUGUAUGUAUGAGUGUGUUUGUCUGUGAGUGUGUGUGUCUGUAAGUGUAUGUGUGAGUGUGUGUAUGUGUUUGUCUGUGAGCAGAGUACUUGUAGAAUAGAAGAAAGAAAGAGCAGAGUAUUUGUAGAAUAGGAGAAAGAAGGAGUAGAGUAUUUGUAAAAAAGGAUAAAGAAGGAAAAGGAGAGAAUUGUUGUUGGCUAAUAAUAGUAAGUGGGCACCUAGCUCAGCCUUCCUACUGGGCAUUGCUAUAAGGAAGGUUAAAAAAACAGAUAAAAGGGAAAACAAAGUGGGAAGGGGAAUUGAGGAGGGAGAGGAGGGGAGCUGAUGCACAGAUGAUAAAUCAUAUUAUGAGCAAACAUAGAAAUCAUCUGAAUAUCACCGAAAGAGGAGACCUUUGUUUGUUCCUUACGAAAAUCGAACCAGAUAUCAAGUAUUUAGUCAGCAUCAACCUCAAGGAUCUAAUUAAUCACUAGUAAAGGUAAUUUCAAUUUACUUUGUUUUCUCAUUAAACUUUAUAAAGUCAAAAACAUUAUAAACAUGCAUAAAGUAGAAAUAAAAAGAUAAAUGUACGUACAUUUAUUUUUUUUAAAAACACCCUCCUUUCUAAAAAAUAUUCUGCACUUGCGUGAAAACUGGUGGGCGGUAAGGAAAUGUUUCAAUCAAGAAAGAUGCUUUAGUGGGCGAUAGGUAGAAAAAGGUUGACUACCACUGGUAUAGAUAGAGGGAGUGGAGUCAUGCGAAUCACUAAAAGCACGUACGGGACGGAGGAAGGUGGGUAGGGGGUUGAAAUAAGAUAACGUGCCCCUCCCACAACUAGGCAAAGCCUUUACAUUUAGUAAAUUACUUUUUUAAAACAUUUUUUGUUCAAUCAAUUUUGCUGUUUUUGUUUCCAUCAAAAAAUUUGCUUUCUAUGCAUAUUGAAAUGAACAAAAAAAAUUUAAACAUUACUUUCCUAGGCACCCAAAAUACUCAGAUUCCGGUAGUGAUUUUUUUUUUCUCAAACCAAAAAAAAUACAAAAAACAAAAGGUGUGCUAAAACUAAUAUAGCUAUUUAAUACAAAAUACAAAUGUGCUAAAACUAAUAUAAAACUAAUUUAGCACAUAACAUCUCGUAAAUCAUUUAAUGUAUACUUUAUCAUAGUAACCUGCUGUAUUAGUAAUUACAUUCUAGUGCCAUAAUUAUUGGGGAUUGUGGGAACUACUCUGUUGUAACUACCACUCUCCACUUCCACAUGCUUUCAGAUAUGAUUGGUCCUGCUUGGGGUACUUCCUCAAUCCUCCAACGUGCUUGCUUCACUGCCAACAUAUCAGUCAAAACAUCCUUUAUUUAUCCUCUGUACUUGCAGACAAGAGUAGCACUGUGACAUGGACUAGGAGAACCACGUGUAAGAGAGCUCUCCUCUCAUUAUCACGCAAUACUGUGCUUAAACUUGUAUUUAUUUUUAUAUUUGCUAGCAGUUCUGCCUGCACACUUUUUCCCCUAAUCCUGACCAUAGUCCUAAUCCUUAAAGCAACCAUUAAUCCAACCCAUAAUCCAAUCCACAAUCCAAGUCCUAAUCCAACCUUUAAUCCAAUUUAUAACCCAACUCAUAUUCUAAUUAUUUUCAAAAACCCAUAAUUAACCAAAUAGUGCUAAAACAUACAAAUAAAAUACACCAAUCAUGAUUAAAUCUCCAGAGACAAAAAGAUGGUACUUGACUGACUGUGGAGCAGUAAAGAAGGAGGAGGGGAGGUGCUGACUAUUAUACUGGGACUUGGUAUGGGAGUGGCUUAUCAUUAUGUGUAUCAUUUUUUUUCUUACUGUUUGUAUUCUUUGCUGCUAUUGGUGGACAGUAAUGAAAGGGAUAAGCAAUACUCGCCUCCGUGUCUUUAAUAAAAUCAUGUCUUUUCGUCAUGUAAUAGCAAAAUCAUGUAAUUUAUAACUCAACUCAUAUUCUAAUUAUUUUCCUACCCCUAAUCCAGCAUCUAAUCAAACCCAUAAUCCCAAUUUUAAUCCAUAACCUAACCCUAAUCCUCAGGGCUGGUGCAAGGAUUUUUGCUGCCCUAGGCAAAAUAAAAAUGUGCCGCCUGCCCCCAUGUGACAUCACAAUGCCAUAUGAUCUGCCAUAUGAUCGAACGCCAGUGCUGCACACAAUGUGUGUUUACAUUAAAAAGCCUGCAGAGACCGGCUAUAGACACUAGAACCACUACAGUAAGCUGUAGUGGUUCUGGGAACUAUAGUGUCCCUUUAAUGUGUGGGAAAAUAGAGAGUAGUGCCACGAAUAAUAUACUAGAUUGCCUACUUACAACCCGAUGAGGAUGAUGAGGGGCUCUGGCUGCGUCUGGCUCCAAUGGUAUGGUGUAGAACAGGCUCUCUGGUGGCUGUUUGUAACUGUGGUCACAAAAGGCGCUAAAGUAAUUUAAUUUGCCAUAUUAGCAUAAAAAGGGCUAUGAGCAGCACUCACUGCAUGAUGAUCGAUGCGGUCAAUGGCGCUCUGCACUGCAUUACGACAUUUUUGUAGUUUCUCUGACUGUCUGCAGCCAAGUUGUGAAUUAAAAGAAGCUCAAUUAGUUCUGUUAGGGGCUGAGCUAUGUGCAGACACUGAUAAGAAAGUCUUUCUGGCAUGAAAGGGCAUAGCUAAAGAGAAGCUGCACUCUUCUUCAAAUAUAUAUAUACAUAUAUAUUUUUUGUGCAAAAUGUAUGAAGAUUUAAGUGUGUAAAAAACACAGUGUAGUAAUGAGUCCAAAACAAAUAGCACGUAACGAGAGAGACAUAUUGUUGCCUAAAUAAAACGUACGCUCAAUCGCUGAGCCCCUAGCAUGUAACCAGAGAGACAAUCAACUUUCUCACAGUAGUAGGUUAUGGACUGAAUGGUCUGUCCAAAAUUUGAAUGGUUGAGGACCCCUAAGCCACAUCUUCAAUAACAAUUUCAAGCAUGCAUUUUCUUAAUAUAGAGAAGCAGUAAACCGGAUAGGGCGGCUGGUAAACACUGACCUCCCUAUUCGGCGACUGCAACACCAAGCAGACACUCCAGUGGUGUCUUGGAGCUUAACCCCUAAUGUAUGAAACAAAUAGUGACAACAAUCUACUUACCAGAGUAAAAACUCCGUAAGUGGUUGUCAACUGGAAAUUGAUAGCAAAGGAAAUAAUAACAAAAUUAUAAUGGUAUUGAAAUGUGCAUAUUAACCCAUAUUAAUCGAAGAAAUGAAAGAUCAAAAGAAGUUAUCCAAAGCCAAAUGGCUAAAGCUCUCUUUACUCUAAAUGGAAUACUUCCUAAUUGCCAGGCUUCAGCCUUUAAUAAAUAUGGUCUAUAACUGGAAUAGGAUUUAGUAUAUAGGUUAGUAAACAGCCUAGGUAGUGGAUUUCAGAUAUCAGAAUAACAGCUCUAUAGAUAGCUAAUAGAGAGUUUAGAAGAGAUGAGGAGAAAGGUAUAAAUGCUUAAUCCAGAUAAUCUCUUAAGGCGAAGUAGAGAAAAUAAACGUUAUUAUGUGAAUUUGUUGUUGCAAACCACAUCUAUCGACUGAUUGUAACACUGCAAUUGCUAUAUGAAAAUUGCAAUUGCUAUAUGAAACAGUGUUGCGAUAAUGUUGCUGUUAGAACUGGAUGUUUAUAUAGUAGCCCUAUCAUAUCAGUCUUAGGACUUGCUUAAAUGGUAGUGAUAUGUAACCUAUGGCUGUUAGGGAUAUAGUAAUAAGCGGUGCCUCAGCAUUUCUAUACGGCUCUAUCUUGAGCCGGAUACAUAGUCUUAGGUAAUAAGUCCUAUGGGAUCACAAUGUAAGGGUUCGAUUCCGGAGAGGGAGCCUGAGAAACGGCUACCACAUCCAAGGAAGGCAGCAGGUGUGCAAAUUACCCACUCCCGACGCGGGGAGGUAGUGAAAAUAAAUAACAAUACAGGACUCUUUCAAGGCCCUGUAAUUGGAAUGAGUACACUUUAAAUCCUUUAACGAGGAUCUAUUGGAGGGCAAGUCUGGUUCAGAGCGACUGACCCGUCCGUGCUGCAGCUGAAACUCCACUAUCGCCUGCUGCUGCUCGCACAGUCUCUCCAGCAUGUGCAAGGUGGAGUUCCACCUUGUGGGCACGUCGCAUAUGAGGCAGUGAGCGGGAAGGCCGGAGUUACGCUGCAGCGCAGACAGUCGAGCAGCAGCAGGGUGAGAACGCCGAAACCAUGCACAGACGGCUCGCACUUUCUGCAGCAGCUCUGAUAUAUCUGGGUAGUUUUUCAGGAAUUUCUGCACCACCAAAUUCAGCACAUGGCAAGGCAAGGGAUGUUUUUUAAAACCGGCUAGGCCCAGAGCUGCUACGAGAUUUCACCCAUUAUCGCACACCACCAGGCCGGGCUUGAAGCUCAGUGGCAAGAACCACUCAUCGGUCUGUUGUUCCAUGCCCGUCCACAGCUCCUGCGCGGUGUGGGGGUUUUCCCAAAAACAUAUUAGUUUUAAAACAGCCUGCUGUCGUUUCCCCCUGGCUGUGCUGAAGUUGGUGGUGACUCCUCAUGCUCACCCGAUGAGGAGGUGGUAGAGGAGGAGGAAGCAGAGUAGGAGGAGGAGGCAAAGAGAAAUGCCUUGCAAUCCUCGGUGGCGGAAGGACAUGCGCCAAACUGCUAUCCUCCUCAGGCCCAAACUAACAGAUGGUUUAUGUCAGGCGACAAUGUAACCACCAAUAGUCAACAAUUAAGUUCACUGACAGUAAGGCAGUGCCGGUCUCCUAAAGAGAAAACAUUUCUAGAGGUCAUACAACAGUGUGACAGGCGUAAUUAAUACAGUUACUUCACUGUCUCAAAAAAGUGUGAUUUUUUUAAACCAACAAUGUAAGAGUAGUAUUUAAGGAUUUUAUUGGACUGCAAGAAAUGCACCGCAGGCCGCAAAUGUACUAUUUAGCACCAAAAAAAUUUGAAUUUUUCAAACUGCGAUGUAACCACAGGAUUUGACGGUUCUAUUUGACUCUCAGAUAUGAAGUGCACCCCCCAAAUGUACUAUUUAGCACCAAAAAAAAUUUGAAUUUUUCAAACUGCGAUGUAACCACAGUAUUUGACGGUUCUAUUUGACUCUCAGAUAUGAAGUGCACCCCCCAAAUGUACUAUUUAGCACCAAAAAAAAUAGAAUUUUUCAAACUGCGAUGUAACCACAGUAUUUGACGGUUCUAUUUGACUCUCAGAUAUGAAGUGCACCCCCCAAAUGUACUAUUUAGCACCAAAAAAAUGUGAAUUUUUAAAAGUGCGAUGUAACCACAGUAUUUGAUGGUUCUGUUUGACUCUCAGAUAUGAAGUGCACCGCAGGCAGCAAAUGUACUAUUUAGCACCAAAAAAAUUGUGAAUUUUUAAAAGUGCGAUAUAACCACAGUAUUUGUCGGUUCUAUUUGACUCUCAGAUAUGAAGUGCACGCCCCAAAUUUACUUUUUAGCACCAAAGAAAUGUGAAUUUUUCAAAGUGCGAUGUAACCACAGUAUUUGACAGUUCUAUUUGACUCUCAGAUAUGAAGUGCACGCCCAAAAUGUACUAUUUAGCACCAAAAUAAUUAGAAUUUUUAAAAGUGCGAUGUAACCACAGUAUUUGAUGGUUCUAUUUGACUCUCAGAUAUGAAGUGCACGCCCCAAAUAUACUAUUUAGCACCCAAAAAAUGUGCAUUUUUAAAAGUGCGAUGUAACCACAGUAUUUUACGGUUCUAAUUGACUCUCAGCUAUGAAGUGCACACCCCAAAUCUACUUUUUAGCACCAAAAAAAAUGUGAAUUUUUAAAAGUGCAAUGUAACCACAGUAUUUGACGGUUGUAUUUGACUCUCAGAUAUGAAGUGCACCGCAGGCAGCAAAUGUACUAUUUAGCACCCAAAAAAAAUAGAAUUUUUCAAACUGCGAUGUAACCACAGUAUUUGACGGUUCUAUUUGACUCUCAGAUAUGAAGUGCACGCCACAAAUUUACUUUUUAGCACCAAAAAAAUUUGAAUUGGUCUAACUGCGAUGAAACCACAGUAUUUGAUUUAACCACAGUAUCUGACUCUCAGAUAUGAAGUGCACCAGAAUUCUUUCCUAAUUUGUCCAUCACAGCUGCAGCAUCCUCUUCCUACAUUAAUAAGAGCUCAUGUGACUCCAGCUUAUAUAGAGACUGGGUCACAUGCUGCACUGGCCAAUCACAGCAAUACCAUUAGUAAGCAUGGCUGUUAUGGCUUCUAAGGGCACACGUGUCAAACUCUUGUUGAUUGGAUGCAGCUUUUUAAAAUGCGCCAUUAAAUCGCAGAACACCGAACUUGAUCCCGAACUGUUACUGAAAUGUCCGUGUUCGGGUUUGGGGUCCAAAAAUCGUAAUGUUCGGUACGAACCUGAACUGUAAAGCUCUAAUUAAGAGAUUAUUUGGAUUAAGCAUUUAAACCUUUCUCUUCUAAACUCUCUAUUAGCUAUCUAUAGAGCUGUUAUUCUGAUAUCCACUACCUAGGCUACUUACUCACCUAUAUACUAAAUCCUAUUCCAGUUAUAGACCACAUCUAUUAAAGCUUGAAGCCCGGCAAUUAGGAAGUAUUCCAUUUAGAGUAAAGAGAGGCUUAGCCAUUUGGCUUUGGAUAACUUCUUUUGACCUUUAAUUUCUUCGAUUAAUAUAUGUAUCAAUCAAAAUACACUUAGAAUGAAUAUAUAUAUAUAUAUAUAUAUAUAUAUAUAUUAAUAAAUAAAAAUAAUACAAACUAAAUAUAUAUCCAUAUACAGUUACAUAAAUAAUUUCAUAAAUAUACACGUAGACAUCAAAUAUAAAUAUAUAUAUAUAUAUAUAUAUAUAUAUAUUUAAAUUCUAUGUGCAUAUUUAUGUAAUAUUUUUACAUAAUUAAGUAAUUUUAUUAAUUUCAGUUUGAGGAACCUGCCUGACAAACCAGGCUGAAAUUUCAGUCCAGAGAAUUUUAUUUAGUAGCACUGUAUUUAGCCCUGUAACUUUCCAUGACAUCCUAAAACCUGCACAUGUGGGGUUCUGUUUUACUUGGGAGACUUCGCUGAACACAAAGAUUACUGUUUCAAAACAGUAAAUCAUAUCACAGCAAUGAUAUUGUCAGUGAAAGUGAAGUUUUUUGCAUUUCUCACACACAAACGGCACUUUCACUGAUGAUAUUGUUGUGAUACAUUUUACUGUUUUGAAACACUAAUAUUUGUGUUCAGUGAAGUCUACCGAGUAUAACAGCACCCCCCAUGUACAGGUUUUAUAGUGUUUUUGCAAGUUACAGGGUCAAAUAUAAGGUUAUGUUGCCCUUGAGAGCGUAUGGUAGCCCAGGAAUGAGAAUUACCCCCAUGAUGGCUUACCAUUUGCAAAAGAAGACAACCCAAGGUAUUGCAAAUGGGGUAUGUUCAGUCUUUUGUAGUAGCCACUUAGUCACAAACACUGGCCAAAGUUAGCGUUCAUAAUAGUUUUUUGCAUUUUUAACACACAAACCAAUAUUAAUGCUAACUUUGGCCAUGUAACAUAUUCAUCCUCACCUUGCAGUGUUUGUGCUCAGCAUUCAUGCUUCUGUGUACUUGACUCCUGCAACAUGUUGGUGGACGCCGGCCGCUGCGGACCCACGCCAAAUUAUAGCCACACGUUGAUGAUGAUGACAUCAGCGUGCGUGUGACAUCACACGGGAGACACCCGCACGUUCUGGGGUCAAAGGCUGAUCUCAUCCAAUCAGAUUUGUAAAAUUAUUUAAAGGCAUUUUUACUUUUCCUCAUUGCCCUUUCGUGGUUUUCCUUAGUGGUUGUCCGAGAGUGUGUUCCUGAGCGUUUUUUUCUGGUUAUUGACUUUGGCUUAGUUUUGGCUUACCUGUAUUCUGGUAUCCCUGACUUUUGGCUUUCCCUUAUCGUUGUAUCCCAUUCCGUGUCCCCGACUUUGGCAAGUAUUCUGAUUAUUCUCUGGUACAUAAGCCGCUUAAGGACUGGACUGUUUUUGCAAUGUUGUACAUUUGCGACCAGGCCUCUUAUUACACUUUUGUGGUGUUUGUGUUUAGCUGUAAUUUUCCGCGCUCUCAUUUACUGUUCCUAUACAAAUUAUAUAUUUUUUUUUCAGGACAAAAAGAGCUUUUUUUACAUACCAUUAUUUAUAUAAUCUCAUGUAAUUUAAUUAAAAAAAAAAUGAUGAAAUAUUUAAAAUAAUACAUGUUUUUUUACUUUUACUUGAAAAAUCUUUUACUCAUCUACAAAAGCGAAUGAAAAAAACUGCUAAAUAGAUUCAAAAUUUUGUCCUGAGUUUAAAAAUACCCAGUGUAUAUGUGCUUUUUUGCUUUUUUUUUGCAAGUUAUAGGGCUAAAGGUACAAGUAGGAUAUUGCGGUUUCAAAACAUAAAUUUUUAAAAUUUAUCAAUAGUGACAUUGUAACACUAUUAUCUGUCAUAAAUCUCUGAAUAACACCCCACAUGUAGAUAUUUUUUUAAAGUAGAUAACCAAGGGUAUUCAAUAUGGGGUAUGUCCAGUCUCUUUUAGUAGCCACUUAGUCGCAAACACUGGCCAAAGUUAUUUGUGUGUGAAAAAAGUAAAAAACUAAAUUGAACACUAAUUUUGGCCAGUGUUUGUGACUAAGUGGCUACUAAAAAAGACUGGACAUACCCCAUUUGCAAAACCUUGGGUUGUCUUCUUUUGCAAAUGGUAUGCCAUCAUGGGGGUAAUUCUCAUUCUUGGGCUACCAUAAGCUCUCAAAGGCAAAGUAACCAACCUGGCCAUUUUCAAUGUAAAAAUAUUUGACCCAUGUAUUUGACCUCGUAAAUACCCAUGUAUUUAACCUCAUACUGUUAUACUCAGGAGACUUUGCUGAACACAAAUAUUAGUGUUUCAAAACAGGAAAACGUAUCACAACAAUUAAAUCAUCAGUAAAAGUGCUGUUUGUGUGUGAAAAUUGCAAAAAAAGUCACUUUCGCUGACAAUAUCAUUGUUGUGAUAUAUUUUACUGUUUUGAAUCACUAAUAUUUAUGUUCAGCGAAGUCUCCCAAGUAAAACAGUACCCCCCAUCUACAGGUUUUAGGUUGUCAUAGAAAGUUACAGGGUAAAAUACAGUGCUAGCAAAUUAAAUUCUCUGGACUUUGGCCUGGGUUGGCAGGCAGGUCCCUCAAAUUGCAAUCAAUAAAAUUACUUAAUUAUGUAAAAAUAUUACAUAAAUACGCACGUAGAAUUUAAAUAUAUAUGCAUAUUUAUAUAUUUGAAGUCUACAUGUAUAUUUAUAUAAUUAUUUAUGUAAUUUUGUAUAUGGACAUAUGUAUAUUUUGUAUUAUUUUAAUUUAUUUAUAUAUACAUAGAUAUAUAUAUACAAUUUCAUUCUAAGUGUAUUUUGAUAUAAAUAUAUAUUAUAUACAGAUAGAAUAAAAUUUCAUAUAGAUAUAUAAUUUUAUUUUAUUAUUAUUAUUUUUACAUGUUUUUAUUUAAUUUAAAUUACUUAUUUGUAUUUUAUAAUUAUAUAUAUAUAUAUACACACACACACACAUACAAUAUAUAUAUAGUUAUUAUAUAUAUUAUAUAUAUAUAUAUAUAUAUAUAUAUAUACACACACGUGUGUAACUUAAUUAUAAGUGUAUUUUUAGAUUAAUAUAUGUACAUAUUAAUAUAAAAAUACACUUAGUAUGACAUUAUAUAUGAUAUAUAGACAUAUAUUAUAUAUAUAUAAUAUAUGUCUAUAUAUAAUAUAUAUCUAUAUAUAUAUAUAAAUAUAUAUAAACACAUAUAUAAUUAUUUUUGUAUUUAUUAACAUUAACAGUUUUUUUAAUUUUUUUAUUUUACACUACCAGGGAGACUGCCUGUCAGCACAGACAGUCCCCCUGCAGGCAGACACUAGGACACCUAUUGUGACCAGGUGAUCGCUCUGUUGAGCGAUCACAUGGUCCCCGGGGUCCUAAUUUGCCAUGGGGAGUUUGUCUGGGCUGCAGGCAGUCUCCCCACACUGGGAGCACCGCCGAUCGCCACCGGGGUAACAACGGCGAUCGGGUAAGUACAUUACACCGUUAGGACGGUUCAGGACCGUCAGCGGUCGGCAAUGCUAAAAUGCAGAUGACGGUCCUGAAUCGUACUCGGCCCUGAAGGGGUUAAGUCUGGCCAUUCUAAGUCCCGGCAAGACGUUACCUUUUAGUCCUAGGUGUGAUACAAUUCUACGUGCUGGAUCAAAUAGUAAUCCUGACAGGCUAGUGUUUGUGACUAAGUAGCUACUAAAAAAAGACUGGACAUACCCCAUAUUGAAUACCCUGGGUUGUGUACUUUAAAAAAAAAAAGGUGAGGUGUGAUUCAGAGAUUUAUCACAGAUAACAGUGUUACAAUGUCACUAUUGAUAUAUUUUUAAAAUAUAUAUUUUGAAACAGCAAUGUCCUACUUGUACUUUUAGCCCUGUAACUUGCAAAAAAGCUAAGAAAAUGUUAGCAUUGAUAUUUCUAAAUUCAGGACAAAAUUUAGAAACUAUUUAGCAUUUGUGUUUUUUUGUGGUUGUAGAUGCGUAACAGAUUUUGUGUGUCAAAGUUGAAAAAAAUGUGUUUUAAAAAAUUUGUUCAUCUUAUUUUAUAAUUUGUUUUAAUUGUUAUGUUAAUGAUAUGAUAUGAUGAAAAUAAUGGUAUCUUUAGAAAGAUCAUUUAAUGGAAAAUGACAGCUAAACACAAACACCACAGAAAUGUAAAAACAGCCCUGGUCCUUAACGGUAAGAAAAUUGAAAAACGGUCUGGUCACUAAGAGUUUAAGAAGAAAAAAACACUCACAAAAAGCAGGUACAUUAAGUCUGAAGUAUUCAAAUGUGUUAUUUCCUAUAUAGCAUCAGCCUAGAAGUCCUGGGAGUAUCAAAAGCAGCAUGACCUCUUUGGUUCUCUCCAUGCAAGAUAAGUCUCAUCACUGUUUUCAUAUUCAGUCUUUAACCUAAGCAUUUCAUCACUAACACAUUAAUUUCUUAGGUCCCAUUGGGUAACUUACUCACUGUUGGCGGUGAAAUAUAUAAGACGACCGGGAGAAUCAUCAACAGAAGACUUUUAUUUGAGUAAAAAAAAAGAAUGCUCUUUUCUUUUUGCAGCCCAAUGUAAAUCAUUUCAUGUUGAGUUUUCUGUCUUCUUUUAGAUCAGCAGCAGGAAAAGGUGUGUGAAAGAGUGAACAUAAUGGACAGUACAUACAGUGAACAGGCAACAAAAUGAUUUUUAUAAUCAAUUGAAGUUGAGUCAAGAUAACUACCUGUAACGGCACCACACAGGCAUAAAAGGGGGUAAAAGCCGCUUAGUAGAUAUUCCCCUUCCAGAUAUACAGGCAGCUACCAAAGACACCAAUCCGCCGAACAGGAAACCAUGUGAAUGCCAUAAACAGCCGAAUAAGAAAAACCAUAUGAAUAGGUUUACACUCCUAGCAGGCGAACUGGAACAGCAUACAAUAAAUCUCCCCAAGAACGAGACAAGGCUCUGUUUUGAGGGUCAAGCAGUAACAGACAGAGCUGUGUCUUUAUUGGCCUUAUAUACACAUUUUACAGACAAGUCCCACCCACAGGGUUUUGCAGAACAACCAAUUAAUACGUGCAAUACACUCAGACACUCCCAGCAAUUACAAACAAAAUCCUCCUCUCUGCCUGUGAUAUAAUUACUGAGCACAAUGGGCUGACGUAAUUAUCACAGGCAGAAAAAUACUAAAUUUUACACAAUAUUCCUAACUUUAAAAGUAUACAUCACUAUGGCAUAAUUUCUUACAUUUUCAGAAUCCACAUACUCCAAAUACAAACAUAUGUCAAAAUCAUACAAAUUGGUCCAGUGGUUCAAAAGUUAGUUGGAAAUCCCUUUUUGACCAACUGCAAGCAUGGCUUGGGUGUGGUAAGCCAAUUAUCUUCAGCAUACAGAAAUAUCUCCAUUUACAACAACAGUAAAAACACAUAAUUCCUAUCAUACUGAACAGAACCCCCACAUUCAACCUAUCCCCAGAUAGCUUGGAUCUGAGCGCUCAAUAUAUCCAAACAGCGCUCAGAUCCCACGAACACAGUCAAAUCGCCAUGGAGUUAAAGUUUAGCAACAAGUUCCAACUGAUCUGGCAGUGUCCCUGGGACAACACCCUGCUAGAGAACAAUAGUCAGGAAACAGAGGAGGGGCACACCUUCUCAUGUAUUCAAAGGGGAAGAAAAAGUGUUUCAAAAUCCAAUAAGCCCAAAUAAUGCUUACACUGGGCAAAGUCUCCCAGGGGCCAUAGUCACAUGGCAGGAGGCUGGCAAUCAGUCUUCUCCAAUGCCCAGUGGCGAGGCUGGUUCCGCCACACUACCAGAUGCAAAUAUUACAGCCGUAAUCAUCAUAAUAAUAAUGUAGCUGUAGAUGUAGCAGCUUAAUGUAGUUGUUCUGUUGAGUAUAAUCAUUCCCUGCAGGCAUUUUCAUGCAAACACUGCCUUUUUCUGUGCAACACUGCCGUUCAGCAUCUCUGCGCUCUGAAUGGAGACACUCAAUUUUCCUCAUAGAGAUGCAUUGAUUCCUAUUGCUUAUAGGACAACCCAGCAUUUGGCCCAUCUCCAUGCUGAUUGGCUGAAAUCGUAAAUUCUAAUUAUGUUAGCAAGCAGUUGGAUCGGGGGCAGGGCAAGUGCCAGAAGACCUGCGUGGCGCUGGAAAUAAGGUAAGUUUCCUUACCUGACAAGGGGGCUAAGAGGGGAGCAAGCCACCUAAAUGAUGGUUUUAACACAAUAGGGCCAGGAAUACAUAUUUGUGUUUCUGACCCUGUAGUGUUCCUUUAAAUUUGAAAUUCACCUUACAUUUUCAGUUAAGCAAAUAAUAAAAUAGUCUCAAAAAUGUAGCAUUGUCUGAAAUGCUAGGAAAUAAUCAGAUACAUUUGCUACAUAGAGUAGGUAUGACAAAUUAGGUAAAUAUAAAUUAUUGAAAAUCAUCAGUAAGGAUAUUGGUACAAGACCUUGUGGCUUUUUUGCAUGGGUGUAACUUACUAAAAUGUCACCAGAAUGUAACAAUAAUGCCUGAAUGUGGACACAGCAAGUACACAUCAGGCAUAUGUACAAUAUUGCAGGAUGCAGUUAGAGCCUGCACAUAAUCCAUAUAGUAAACUCAGAGCUCACCAUCAAUGGCUACUAGAAAACUACUCUGACACUUGUCUUAAAAUGGUACUUUCACUCCUCUUCCUGAAAAAUGAGUAUUUGGGAAUGAUAGUAUCUUUUAUGAAAUACUCAUAUUGACUGUGUUUGAAAUUUCACUGAAAGAGACAUACAGAGACAAAGUAGGGACCCACCAGAAAGGACAGGUUCAGGAAGUAAAUCUCAUCUUUAAUUGAUCCCUCUCCCAGAGGGACGUCCAUGUCAGGGGUCUUUGCGAGUUUGACAGGCAGUGACAAUGCAGCUUUAAAAGUCUGCUGUGUCAUUCAAGAAAAGGUGGGAAGUGUCAUUUAGAGUCCCUAUGUUGAAAUGCAGAGGGACAGGGACAUGUGUUCCUCUGAAUAUCAGCACUAGAGCAAAAGUGAAGAUAAAUAAGAAGGCAUGGCCUGUAAUUGUGGGAGGGGUUACCCAGCUAUAAAAGCUCAGGCCCCCUCCAUAUCAGAACCGUCACCACUAGGUUCAUUCAGUACCCCUGACUUCCGGUUCCGGUCCACUCACCUCGACCUUGCUCCACGCUGGUCCAGUAUCCCGCCUUACCUUACUCCGGCUAGGCCUCACCUGGGUCCACCGACGAGGCUUCCAGGUCUUCAGCUCUCCCAGACUGCACUUACACCACCAGCUCCGGUAACCCGCCCAACAGAUCCGAACCGCUGAACUCUCAUCUCCCCACGACUUCCGAGGUAUAGCUCUGGGUCUUGUUUGUACGCAUGAACCGUGAGUUCGUCUGAAAAGGUACCCAUUUACACAGCAUUCGUGCCAAACAUUCAGCAUUCACCCAUACGAAGUUGUCCAUUCGGGACCACUCACACUACGCAUGUGUACUUACCAUUCUUGUGCUAACCUUCGUACAAGCUGGUCGUUCGUCUGAGCAAGUCAUUCUAGACAAACACUCGCUAUACACACAGUUGCUCAACUACGACCUCAAGCGGCCAAAUUACAUUAUGACAGCAUUUAAAAUACUACUCUUCAUGUAACAUUGUAUUUAACCGAUUUCUCUUGUUCUCAUUAAAUACAUGUCACUCAUUAUGUUUUUGCAAUCAGGUCUCCGUUAACAUUAGAAUACGGUAGAAGUAAUGUCUGACAAAUAGAGUAAUUGCACCCUGGUUAGACUAAAAUUAUCCAUCUGCUCUGUUACAUUAAACAAUAUGAAGUUUACGUCUCAUAUUCUUGGCAGUUCCUAAACUCUCUAAUUGCCUUUCCCCCACACUAGGUAUUUAUCAAAAUUGUAUUACUCCUCGUGGUUGCAUUUGACUGCCUCAGUUCACCAAUAUACCCAUUAAAGACGUAUUUCUGUUUCCCUUCAUACGGUAAGUAUAAUCAUGUGCAAUUAUUAUCAUUUUAUAUGCAUACCCCAUGUCUCAUCUAUCCCAUAAUAUUCCCUACAUACGGUUUUCACAUCCAGUCCAACACAUGGUCACUACUGGUCACCAACGUCCAUUUCAUUGGCCACACUCAUAAGUAAAUCACAAGCUCCCUUACCCCUUACCUUAAUUUUUUAGCAAUUUUGAAGUAUACUGCUAAACAACUUUAGCACACUCAAGCUUAUCCCUCACCGUAAUGUCCAAUCCCCUCCUUUGUAUUUACUUGGCACGCAUGAGAGUGACCACAUGUUCCCUCACGUUCUCGUCCAUACUUUAUUUACGGGCCUUACCAUCACUUCUGUCCCCCAGAACUUUGGGGAAUCAUUGGAUUUUUACUCCCAGCACACGUUACAGGUAUACCGAAUAUCACCUCAGCUCUUGUCUUUAUAUACUUUACCAUAUUGUGUAGAGGAUAACUGUAAUUUUAUCCUCAGAUAACCAUUACUAGCAAUUCCCGACAGAACCACUGUCAUCAUUUCCACAGGUGAGUUGUACUUACAAUAUAUAUAUAUAUAUAUAUAUAUAUAUAUAUAUAUAUAUAUAUAUAUAAUAUAUAUACACAGUUGCAAGAAAAAGUAUGUGAACCCUUUGGAAUAAUAUGGAUUUCUGCACAAAUUGGUCAUAAAAUGUGAUCUGAUCAUCAUCUAAGUCACAACAACAGACAAUCACAGUCUGCUUAAACUAAUAACACACAAAGAAUGAAAUGUUGCCAUGUUUUUAUUGAACACACCAUGUAAACAUUCACAGUGCAGGUGGAAAAAGUAUGUGAACCCCUAGACUAAUGACAUCUCCAAGAGCUAAUUGGAGUGAGAUGUCAGCCAACUGGAGUCCAAUCAAUGAGAUGAGAUUGGAGGUGUUGGUUACAGCUGCCCUGCCCUAUAAAAAACACACACCAGUUCUGGGUUUGCUUUUCACAAGAAGCAUUGCCUGAUGUGAAUGAUGCCUCGCACAAAAGAGCUCUCAGAAGACCUAUGAUUAAGAAUUGUUGACUUGCAUAAAGCUGGAAAGGGUUAUAAAAGUAUCUCCAAAAGCCUUGCUGUUCAUCAGUCCACGGUAAGACAAAUUGUCUAUAAAUGGAGAAAGUUCAGCACUGCUGCUACUCUCCCUAGGAGUGGCCGCCCUGCAAAGAUGACUGCAAGAGCACAGCGCUGCUCAGUGAGGUGAAGAAGAAUGCUAGAGUGUCAGCUAAAGACUUACAAAAGUCACUGGCAAAUGCUAACAUCCCUGUUAGUGAAUCUACAAUACGUAAAACACUAAACAAGAAUGGAUUUCAUGGGAGGAUACCACAGAGCAAGCCACCGCUGUCCAAACAAAACAUUGCUGCAUGUUUACAGUUUGCACAAGAGCACCUGGAUGUUCCACAGCAGUACUGGCAAAAUAUUCUGUGGACAGAUGAUACCAAAGUUGAGUUGUUUGGAAGAAACACACAACACUAUGUGUGGGGUAAAAAGACACAGCACACCAACAUCAAAACCUCAUCCCAACUGUGAAGUAUGGUGGUGGGGGCAUCAUGGUUUGCUAUCAUCGAAGGAAAAAAUGAAUUCCCAAGUUUAUCAAGACAUUUUGCAGGAGAACUUCAGGCCAUCUGUCUACCAGCUGAAGCUCAACAGAAGAUGGGUGUUGCAACAGGACAAUGACCCAAAGCAUAGUAGUAAAUCAACAACAAAAUGGCUUAAGCCCUGUCAGAGGCCUGACCUCAACCCGAUUGAGAUGCUGUGGCAUGACCUCAAGAAAGCGAUUCAUACCAGACAUCCCAAGAAUAUUGCUGAACUGAAACAGUUCUGAAACAGAAUUACUACUGACCGUUGUGCACGUCUGAUCUGCAACUACAGGAAACGUUUGGUUGAAGUUAUUGCUGCCAAAGGAGGUUCAACCAGUUAUUAAAUCCAAGGGUUCACAUACUUUUUCCACCUGCACUGUGAAUGUUUACAUGGUGUGUUCAAUAAAAACAUGGCAACAUUUCAUUCUUUGUGUGUUAUUAGUUUAAGCAGACUGUGAUUGUCUAUUGUUGUGACUUAGAUGAUGAUCAGAUCACAUUUUAUGACCAAUUUGUGCAGAAAUCCAUAUCAUUCCAAAGGGUUCACAUACUUUUUCUUGCAACUGUGUAUAUAUAUAUAUAUAUAUAUAUUUAUAUAUAUAUAUAUAUAUAUAUAUAAAAAUAAAAAGGUUUUAGGCCCAACCCAGACUUAACCUUUCACAUUUUCCUUUUAGGUUCUCAAGUAUUAAUCAUUCUCUGUAGAGAACCCUAACUAUUUCAUAAGUUAGGUACGUCUCCAUUUUACAUCCUUCUCCCAAUACCCCCACAGACUAGGAUUGGUCAACUGGCUUUUAUUAAUAGCAUUUGUCUCUAGCUUACUGUAAUUAAUCUACUCCCAUGAGGCCAACACCCUUCCUCAUCUGAGGUAUACGCCCCUCGGUCCGACGCAUAGCUAGAGCCUCACAUUAACCACUGUCGGUUUCUAGUUAGUGCCUCACCAAGUCACACCCAAUUAUAUUAUGUUUUGUUACAGUCACCAAGAGGCCAACAUUCCCGCCACAUCAUUCAGUGGUCCCCGCCCACUUGGCCCUUCUCAUAGAUAGAGCCUCUCUCGCCACUUGGCACUAGCAGGGCUCCAACUUCCUUGUAGGUCAGAUAAUAUUUUUGCCUUAGGCUUAGCUAGAGCCAGUUGACACAGGCAUUUCGCUCACAACUAUAGGCCUUAUCUUUACCCAUGUUUUCAUUCUUAGUAUGUCUCAAAUAUCUGAACAAGAUGAGGAACUGGCUAUACCCGAAACCCCAACCAGGCCUUCCACCCCGGUCCAAGCACACCUACCGAGAAUCUAGAACCAUCCAGCCCAUAUUCCCUACAGUCAUGGACUAUCCCUAAGCUCGCAGCUGAAUUAUGGCACAUGGGGGUCCCUUUCCCAGCUACAGCUCGCAAGGCCGAACUCUAUAAAAUAUUUAUUUCCAAUACCUGUACUCUCCAGUCGAGAGUUGUCCUGCAACCCGACAACUAUACCGAAAUCAAGGGUUUAAUGUCAUCUCUCUUUGCCUCUAUCAAUACGAUCAGCGUUAGGCUUCACAAAUUGGAAUCUCCCCAGACAUCGACAGUCAUUCCACCCAUAUUGACCUCCCACGGUAAUGACACCACAACAAACCCAAUACCGAGCACUUCCACUCACAUUAUAACGCCUGCCUACUUCAUACCCCCGACCAUUCAUAAAGACAUCCUGGAAGGCAAGGACAUAAACGUAGUCUCAUUGCUGAUUGCUGCUCAGGACGUUGUUGAGAACAAGGCAUACUGCUAUGGUGGUCUUUCGGUUGUUUUAAAAGCCAGAGACCCCAGACUCAACCGGAAGCUUAGUAAAAACAACAUUAGAAAAGGCUGCGCCACAUAAAAUAUUAAAAACAGAAUAAAAGAAAACAAAGUCCAAAUAAAAAGAAGUCCAACUUGUAUGUCCUUACGAAUAGUCUUUUAAGGAAGCUGGUACAGUGGUAGGGUCUUCAGAUAUAGUAGUGGUUCCAAUUUACAAGAGCUUAUAUCCAGCUCUAGGGUAAGGCGCAUACAGCGGUAUAAUCCCCGCUUACGGGAUAUGUAGUGGGUACCUCUCUGUCAAUGGUGUCCAGAUUUCAGGAAAAAAGAAACAGCCAAUAGUGCUCACUGUAUAACAGUGUCACUAUAAAUUAAAUAAAAAUGUACUUACAAAUAGAGAGCAGACAGACUGCUCUGUGAUAUCAGCAUAAGUGGAUUAAUCCCCACCUAGGAUUUCUUGGGGUGCAGGAAGCUUCCAAACAGUUAUAAAACCAAAAGGGUAAAAAAUAAAAUGAUAAAAAGCCAGGGUCAAAAAUAAGUAAAAAGUUGUGUGUAAAAAAGAUAAUUGGCACAAACAAAUGACCAAAUAUUCUUUUAAUACAAAAAUACACAAUAUAAAAUUUCCAUAAUGCGUUUCGUCAAAAGACUUUUUCAAAUGGAAUAACAUUCAAUACCUGGCAUAUUAGUGUUAUAUAAGAACACAAGUAAUUAGAAUAUUGGCGCCAAAAAUGGUCCAGCCAAUCAGAUUAAGAAUAAAUAAGCGAAUUUAAAACUCAUAAAUAACUAUAUGAGGGGAUACUUUAUAGUAACCUGACAUAUAUAGAAUGUGUUAAUAACUAAAAUGAUGGUGGGAAGAUAUAGAAUUAAACGUUUGAAAUCUCCCACGUGAUUUUCUGCACUUCCGCAUACCGGAAGUAAACCGCACAACCGCAUGGGAGAUGUAGUUUGUAAUGGCCGCGAAUGGCGGCCAGGAAACCAGAAGGGAGGAGGGUGUAAUUUCUGGCUAAGAGUAGGACAUGGCCAUCUUGAGAAGGGCAAAUAGAUGCAAAGGGGCCAUAUUGGGAAUGGCAGGCAUGUAAAUAAAUUUACAAAUACAUAAAGUCCUAUUGUUAUUUUUCACCAUAAGCAUAUAAGUUUUGUAAUGUAAAAUAAAAUGAUAAACAUUGUUAAAUAGCAACAUUAUUUAAAAAAACAGUAUUAAAAAAAACACAUUAUUUUAAAAAACAACAGUAAAAACCUUAAAAAAUACAGAGUAAGAACAGGUUAAAGGUACCGGCGCAAUCACUCAUUGUUAUAAAAAGUUAUGCAGAUCAAAAUCUGCAUUAAGACCAUGGGGUAUAAGGGUCUGGAGAUUAUACACCCAUUCCAUUUCUGUUUUUCCAAGUAGCUUUUUUAUAUCUCCUCCACGCCAAGAGGUAGAACAUUUUUUUAUACCAAUACAUUUAAGUAGAUAUGGAUCUUUGUUGUGCAUAAUAAAGUGUUUGGAUACUGUAUGAUUUAAGUAUCCAUUUUUGAUAUUUCUGCAAUGUUCGCUCAGUCUUAUCUUUAAGCACCUUGUGGUCAUCCCCACAUAUUGGAGGCCACAUGGGCACUCGAGCAGAUAAAUUCUUCGUAUUGCAACAGAUAAAAUCAUAAAUAUUAUACACUUUUUUUGUCAUAUUUGACAUAAAUUGAGUGACUUUAGAUGGAACCGAAGAGUCUGUAGUUCUACAUACUAUACAUUGUUUACAUUUAUAAAAACCUUUCGUCUGAGGAAAAAAGAAAAGUUCUUGGUAGGGGAUUCCUUAGUAAAAUUGGUAGUUAGCAUAGAUUUAAAAUUAGGUGCUCCUCUAAAAACAAUAUUUGGGUGUGUUGGUAUAAUUGGAUUGAGUAUCUCAUCAUGUUUGAGUAUAUGCCAAAGCUUUUUUAUUAUUUUUUAACAUCAUUGCUUUUAUUGUUAAAAUUGAAAAUCACAGGAAGGGAUAUUGGUUCAUUAUUUUCUUUAUUUUUGUAAAUCAAGAGGUCUUGCGUUCUUUUUGUUUUACUAUAUUAAUUGUAUUAUUUAAAUCUGAUUCUAAAUAGUUUUUUUCCAUAAAUUUGUUUUUUAAAAACUCGGCUUGUUCAUUAAAAUCUGUGAUUUCUGAGCAGUUCCUGCAAAGGCGCAAGAAUUGGCUCUUUGGGGCAUUCUCAAGCCAGGGCUUAUAGUGGCAACUAGAUUUAUCUAUAGCCGUAUUUACACACACCUUUUUAAAAAAUGUUUUUGUUUGAAGUUGUCCUUCAUUAAUAAAAAUAUUAAGAUCUAAAAAAUUGAUGGAUUCCUUGUGUGAGAAUAAUACCCCUAUUAUUAAUAUUUAGAUUAUUAAUAAAAGCAAUAAGAUUAUCUUCUGUUCCCUCCCAGAUAAAAAACAGGUUGUCUAUAUAUCUAAAGUAUGACACUAGGUUUGCCCGCCAUGCGUGGUUACCCCAAAUUGCUUGGGUUUACCAGUCUGCCAUAAAUAAAUUGCCGUAACUAGGAGCAAACUAGUCCCCAUAGGAGUACCCCUCUUUUGUAAGUAGAAUUAAUCUAAAAACCAAAAAUAAUAGUUUUUAAAAUGAUAUUUAUACCUUCCAUUAUAAAAUCAAUUUGGGUGGCAGGAAUUUUAGCUUCUGAGGUUAGAAUCUCUUUUAUAGCCUGGCAUCCUAUAUCAUGGGGGAUGAUAGUAUAAAGGGACUGAACGUCACAGGUAACCAGUAUAAAAUUCGAUUUCCAAGUAAAAUUAUUUAAAAAUUUUAAAAGUGACAUAGAGUCUUUCAAGUAGGAUUUCAUAAGUUUGACAGAAGGCUGGAGAAGAGUAUCAAUAUAUUGGGAAAGGUUACACAAAAGGGAACCUAUCCCAGAAACAAUUGGUCUUCCUGGGGGUUGCUGUUCAUUUUUAUGAAUUUUGGGAAAAAAAUAAAUUACAGGAGUAAUAGGGAAUUCUUUAUUUAAAAAAUUAAAUUCGUGUUUGUUUAAAAUAUUUAGGUGCAAACCUUUAUUUAAAAAAGUAGAUAAAAUGGUUUGUAUAUUUUUUUGUGGGAUCAGAUAAGAGUUUUUCGUAUACAUUUAUAUCUUUCAAUUGCCUAUGGGCUUCAUCUAUAUACAUUUUACUGGACUGGAUAACUACUCCGCCACCUUUGUCGGCUGGUUUUAUAAUGAUAUCUUUAUCUUUUUGAAGUUCUUUAAUUGCCUUCCUUUCAACAUUUGUAAGGUUAUUAAAAUCAUAUUUUUUGUAUUUUCAAGAUCUUUUUGAUCAAGUUUUUCAAAUAAGAUCAAAGGGACGAUUUACAAUAAGAUGGGUAGAACUUAGAUUUUUCUCUAAGAUGAGUAUUUAUAAAAGAUCCUUCAUCUAUUUGUGGUGAAGGAGGUGGGAUUGAUGCUUCAUCUUUUUUACUAAUAAAAAAUCUUUUUAGUGUAGCUUUUCAAACAAAUUUAUUUACAUCAAGAAACGCUUGAAAUGGGUUGAAUGAAGAGGUAGGAGCAAAUUUGAGACCUUUGUUUAAAACAGACAAAUUACCAAAAAAUUAUACUGCACUCAAAAAUUGCUUUAGAUAAAGUUCAUUGCUUUAUUUAAUAAUUCAUAAUGGUAUUGUAUAGACAUAAUUCAUAAAUUGCAAAAAAUUGUAGAAAUAAAUAAUUUGAUAAUAUAUACAUAAUCCCGAGCGUGCAGCCCAUCAAGAAGACCCGAUAUCAGCAGAUUGGAGAUAAGAGUCCGGUACCCCCAGGAAGACACACUCAUAUACAAUUUGAGGAAAACCACAGAGAUCCACCACAAUGCACAUUUGAAGAAGCUUCAAAAUAGGACUUACAACCUUGGAGAAUAUGGUGAAAUCCACCCAUAUACUAUAGUGUGCACACUGGGACUGUAUAUACCCCCUUUUUUGCUUACUUUUUUCUUAUUUUGCACUUUUUCUUUUUUUCACUUUUUUCAUAUUUUGUCAUGUUUUUCUUUUUCUAUUUUUUCCUCUUUUUCUCUUUUUUCUUUUUUUUUAUCCCUCUUUUUGGAUGGGACCCUUGGACUCUAGGAUACAGUUAAAGCAGCAUUAUCUGGAUAAUUCAUAAUUCUGUGAUUAGGGAUCUUUAGUAACAUGGAGUUAUGUGUAUAGGUUUACAAUGAAUUGUUUCCAUUAGGAUAUAUUGUUUGAUUUCAGAGUGUAUAUAUUAUCAAAUUAUUUAUUUCUCCAAUUUUUGCAAUUAAUGAAUUAUGUCUAUACAAUACCAUUAUGAAUUAUUAAAUGAAGCAAUGAACUUUAUCUAAAGCAAUUUCUUGAGUGCAGUAUCAUUUUUUGGUAGUUUGCAUUUUUGAGGUCAUUGGGCCACCCUGAUACUUUGCACCAAUAUAGGUGAAAGAGUGCCGGUGCAUAGAAUUUUUUGUUAAAACAGACAAUUGUGCAGCUGACAAAACUUUUUGAGAGAGAUUGAAAAUACCACUGCAGGGAUCUUUAGGGGAUAUUAUUGUCUUUCCAAUCUUUCCCUUUUGCUCCCGUCUUCCACUUCGUCUUCCUCUAAACUUAGGAUUCUUUUUUGGGAACGUGAUGGGUGCGGUGUUUGGACUAAUGAGGGCUGGUGAGUACGUAUUUCUAAAAAAUGAUCUUCAUUAUCGAAAUCUGAAUCUACUGACAAUAACUGGUACCUGUUAGAGUGAUUGGGGAUAGUAGGUGAUUUGGAGUAGGUAGAAUAUUCAAUGUGAUCAUUCAUAUACCGUGAUCUUUGAGGUUUGGGUGAAACGUUGAAACCAGAAGAGUUAUGGUAUUUAGGAGAUUGUGGUACAGGUUUAUAAGUGUGGUGAAAGGAUUUUCUUUGUUUAUAUGAGGGUAGUUGGUAUGUGUUGGUGUUAACUUGAUAUGGUAAUUUGGAGGAAGUGUGGUAUUGGUGAACUGACGUUUUAGGAGGUCUUAUUGUGGAAGGGGACUGGUAGUGAGAUUUACGUGUGACAUAAUUAUGAUAUUUGGAGGGUUGUUGAUAUGAUGUGUGGGUGAGUGUGCAUUUGAUUCUUUUGAUCGUGGUAGUUGGUUCUAGAGGGGUAAUUUUCUGAAGUGUACUUCUUUUGAAAUGGUAAGUUCUCACUUGUUUAUUUGAAUAAUCAGUUUUAUCUCUGAUGUACUUUUUGAUUUUCAAGUGUUUUGUGUCGACUUCAACUUUUUCAAUUUUGUUUUGAAUUAAUAUAGAAUUUUGUUUAUAUGCCUUGGUUUCGGUAAAUGGUAAGAGUUUCUCUCUAAGAGUAUUUAUUUCAAUGUCUAAAAUAGACAGUUUCUUGCUUUUUUUUGACUAUUAGCGUUUCUAUCAAACCAAAGGUACAUAACUCUAAUUUGUUAUUCCAUUCCUCCAUAAAUUCAAGGUCAUCUUGGUCAGAGGUGGGUAGUUUUAGGAGUCUUAAACCACGGGGAGUGAUCUGCUCAUCUAUAUAUUUUUUAAAAGUAGCAAUUUCCCAUUUAAGCUUAAUUUCUGUGGCUAAGGCUCUCUAUUUGUAAGUACGUUUUUAUUUAAUUUAUACUGACACUGUUAUACAGUGAGCACUAUUAGCUGUUUCUUUUUUCCUGAGAACUGGACACCAUUGACAGAGAGGUACCCACUACAUAUCCCAUAAGCGGGGAUUAUACCGCUGUACGCGCCUUACCCUAGAGCUGGAUAUAAGCUCUUGUAAAUUGGAACCACUACUAUAUCUGAAGACCCUACCACUGUACCAGCUUCCUUAAAAGACUAUUCGUAAGGACAUAUAAGUUGGACUUCUUUUUAUUUGGACUUUGUUUUCUUUUAUUCUGUUUUUAAUAUUUUAUGUGGCGCAGCCUUUUCUAUUGUUGCUUUUACUUGUCUUGUUUUAAAAGGUUUUGAGGGAUUCCCCUUUAAGGGUUGCUGCCUAUUGGUUGACUAGCGCUGUCUCAUCCAUUUAUCAUUACUAUUAUCAACCGAAAGCUUACCAUACCCGAAUUUGUCCUUGUCUUUUGGCCUUUAUCGCGACGUAAUCUGUUCCAUUUCCCCUCAGCAUAGGGAGGAGUUGGAUUUGUACAUGCAUAAGUUGGUGGACCUAGGGCACAAGUAUGGUGGGUUCUCAUUUUAUGACUAUCAUAAAUCUUUUUCGGCUAAAGCAGCGGCAUCCCUCACCCAGUUUAAUACCCACACCAACUGGAGUAAGCUUGACACAGAACUAUUCUGUCUCAAUUUUGCCGGUCAAAAACCACCAUCUUUUGCCUUGUGUGCCUCCAUCUCACACUCCACUAACUUGUGCCCAGUCGAUCCUAUUCUUCCUACCACUUAGUCGUGCUUCCUUCGGUUCUUCCACUGCAGAACACAGAGGACUUAAAGGCAAAUUGGGUAGACCCAUAGUAUACCUAGUGAAUGCUCAAAUCUGCAACAACUUUAAUUCUGGCAGUUGUGGUUUUAGUGCGUGCAGAUUGUUGAACGUCUGCUCAAUUUGUUUCAGGGCACACACAAAAACUGUGUCCUAAUCGUCUGUACCCAAUACAAUGACUAACCUAAGUUAGCAUUGACAACCUGGCAUUUUACCUCCAGGCACAUCCUUCCCAUCACCUAGUCGACUUCUUGGUCAAGGGGUUCACCGACAGUUUCCACACUGGCCUUGUCACACUCCCCACUGAUAUUCACGAAUGUUCUAACCUACAGUCUGCCCUUCUUGACCCUGUCAGCACAGAGUUCCUGCUACAUUGGAUGAUGCCAUUCUGAGGGCUGGCAUAUAAGCUUCGUUAGGGAAAACCGAUGUUUCCAACGCAUUCAAACUCCUACCCAUACAACCAUCCCUGUGGCAUGUGCAUGGCAUUCAUUGGGAAAAUAAGUACUACUUCACAACUCGUUUAACCUUUGAGGCUAAAAGUAGUCCAAAAUUGUUUGACAUUUUUGCAGACACGUUAUGUUGGCUGUUCCUCAACAUUGCUGAAUGCCCCUCAGUCUUACAUUAUCUGGAUGACUUUCUUACCAUAGAAUUACCUCAGUCCUCUCCCGUCAGUAUUCAUAAAACACUGCCUCUAUUUUCAGCAUUAGGUGUUCCGCUGUCACAGGAGAAAACAGUAGGCCCUACGACCAAUCUGACCUUCCUGGGAAUCCACCUAGACACUGUCUUAUUACAAGCUAGUUUACCGAUAGAGAAGGUACAGCAGAUCAUCACGUUGAACUUCACCAUGAAAACUAUUCCACAAGGCCAGGCUUUUAUUUCUAGAUUAAUGUGCCUUUUUCAUCUUCUUCAUACCGACACUAGCUCCAUAACCCUAGACACACACGCUAAGGCAGACUUACACAUGUGGUUUAGGUUUCUUUCACUUUGGAAUAGGAAAGCAAUGUUCCUUAUACCCUUAUCAGACUCUUCCCCGGUCAUAUGGGCCGAUGCCACAACUCAUACAGGGUUUGCAGCCAUCUUUGGCGACUCCUGGUUUAGAGAUUUCUGGCCAGUUCAGACCCACAGUCUACCCACAUUCCACACUACAUCUGCCCUAUUUGAAAUUUACCCGAUAGUGGCAGCCUCCAAAGCAUGGGGGCACCUGUGGCUUCUCUGAUAAUAAAGCAGCAUGCGACAUCAUAAAUAAAGGCAGAUCUUUAUCACUUACCAUCAUGAGACUAAUUCGACGACUGACAUGGUUAGCAGCUAUGCUGCAAUUCCACAUUACAUGCAUACAUGUCCCAGGACACACCAAUACAGCUGCUGACGCAUUGUCUCAAUUUAAAUGACAGGUUUUCUUCAGAGCCCAUCCCAAAGCCAACAUCAGUCCAGUCAGCACCCCUUCAUACCAAGACCUCAUCCUGGACUAGAAAGACUCUUAUCACACAGCAGAUAUCUUGCCAGCUCAGCCCUCUCUACCAGACAACACGGGCAUACGAUAUAGCAUUUAUCCUUUACACCAAAUUCACGGUAGAUUACCAGAUAAAGGACACACAUUCGCUAGACUCAAUAGUAGCGUUUAUCUCCCUUUGCCACCUUAACUUACCUUAAAUAAUCACUAAACACAAUAAAACUCUAUCUCACGGGAAUUCAACAUCACAUCCCAAGUGCCUACCAUAGUACAAGCCCCUUUGGAUCUAUCUAUCCCGUUAAGAACAAUAAUUAGAAAAACCCACUACCAGGCAUCCUAUUAAUGGACCUAAAUUUCACGCACUUUCAGACAUUAUGGACAACAAUCCAUUCUAAACCAACACUAAUCUGGUUAUCAAAACGGCAGCUUGUCUAGCCUUCUAUGGAUUCUUGCAACCAAAUUAAUUCACUACCAAUAACAUCACGUCUAACCACUUGCACCUUAAAAUUACGAACCUUAAAAAAGAUUCUGACUAUUACGUGGUUAUCAUCGAACACACCAAAACAAAUCAGCUAGGCCCACCUACUAAAGUCUGCUAUUAUUCCACCGAUAACCCAUGGUGUGCGGUUAGAUUAUUUGACACAUAUCGUUCUGCACUUGCUGGUCUUAAUCCUAAUACGCUACUACUUUCAUUACAUGGUAAUCUUCUGACCACUAAGAAGUUCAUAUACUACAUCAGAACUGUUUAUUAGAAUCGGUCUCGACCCCUCAGGUUUUUCUUGCCACUCAUUCAGAAUCGGAGCCGCUUCAGUGGCUUCAAGCCACAACGUCCCUGCUCAUAUAAUUAAAAGACUGGGACGGUGGAAAUCAGCAGCAUACACCAGUUAUAUUCCACAACCAGAACAGGAAUUGAGAUUAGGCUUCCGAUGCUCUGUCUAUACUGAGUGCCUCGAGGGGUAAAGGCACUCAGUAUAUAAACAAAAAAAUAAAUAAUUUAAUUUAAAAAAUUAACCCCUACCCGCCCUCCCACUCCUUCUCCCAUGCACUUACCAAUCGCUGCGUUCCCCUGCAGGCGAUCGAUCUUCUUCUUUGGGGGAACCUCUGGACUGAGCCCAGAGAGUCCCUCUCUCCAAUUUAGGACCUGCAGGGGGCAUGUGACCGCUCUAAAAGAGUACUGCCAGCAGGGGGACUGCCUGAACUGACAGGCAGUCCCCUUGCUGGUUGAAAAGUAAAAAUAAAGCUAGUAAAAGUAAAAAAAAUUUUUUUUUUAAAUAUAGUUAAUAAAUUUUAAAAAAAUGUUUAUGUAUAGUGUAUACAUAUAUUAUAUCUAUAUAUAAUAUGUAUCUCUAUAUAUCCUAUAUGUCAUACUAAGUGUAUUUUUUAUUAAUAUAUACAUAUUAAUAUAAAAAUACACAGAGUAAAAUUACACACACAUAACUAUAUAUAAUGUAUAUAUACACAUUAUAAUAAAUAAUAAAAAAUAAACUAAAAAUAAUUUAAUUUUUUUUAUAUAUAUGUAAUUUUAUUCUAACUGUAUUUUGAUAUGAAUAUAUAUAUAUAUAUAUAUAUAUAUAUAUAAAUACACUUAGAAUGAAAUGAUAUAUAUAUCUGUAUAUCCCCUUAACGACCGUGGAUGUACUAUGUACGUCCGACAAAAAAAAACAGUUGUAAAGGACCACGGACAUACCUAGUAUGCCUGCGGCAAAUAGGAGCCCUGGAAUUACCUGGACCGUCGAUCCGCGGCGAUCGCGGUUGGGUGUGGGGGGAGGAAUGCCGGAGACCCCAGCAGCUCCGGCCACCCCGGCACUCCAGGGCCAUGUGAUCACCAUGAUCACAUCGCAGCUAUAGGAGUCUAGGAGCAGCGAGCAGGGGGAUUGUCCGAGUCCCCCAGGCUGCUAAAAAGUAAACCAAUUAAAUAAAUAUUUUAUACAUACAUAUGUAUAAAAUAAUUAAAGCAUUUUAUAAUAUAUUAGACAUAUAUAAUUUCAUUAUAAGUGUACUUUGAGAUAUAUACAUAUAUAUCUCAAAAUACACUUAUAAUGAAAUCAUAUUUAGGCAUUAUAUAUCUAUAAUAUAUUAUAAAAUGCUUUAAUUAUAAUAUAUUAUACAUAUAUAGGAAAUAAGUGUGUGUAUAUAUAUUUAUAUAUAAACGCACACACACUCACAUAUUAAAUACUAACAUAUUAUAUAUAUGUGUGUAUAUAUAUAUAUAUAUAUAUAUAUACACGUAUUGUGCGUGUGUAUAUAUAUAUAUAUACAUAUAUAUAUAUAUAUAUAUAUAUAUAUAUGUAUAUAUAUAUAUAUACACACACACACAUACACACACAUAUUAUAUAUUUAUAUAUUAAAUAAAUUGGGGAACAUUUUUUUCUUUUUUUUUAUAAAAAACAAAUAAAAACGCUAACUUUGGCCAGCGUUUGUGACUAAGUGGCUACUACAAAAGACUGGACAUACACCAUUUGGAAUACCCUGGGUUGUCUACAUUUGAAAAUAAUAUUCCAUGAUGGGGUUAUUUCACAUUCCUGGGCUACCAUACGAUCUUAAAAGACAAAACAGACUCAGCUACCCAAUCUGGCAAACUGAAUUGGGCAAGCCCUAUAUUGACCCUGUAACUUUCCAAAACACCAUAAAACCUGUAUAUGAGGGGUAUUGUUAUACUCGGGAGACUUCGCUGAACACAAAUAUAAGCGUUUCCAACAGUAAAACCUAUCACAACGAUGAAAUUACCGGUAAAAGUGCAGUUUUUGUGUAAAAAAAAAAAGCAAAAAACAAAUAUGAACGCUAACUUUGGCAAGCGUUUAUGGCUACUACAAACGACUGGACAUACCCCAUUUUGAAUACUGCGGGUUGUCUACGUUUACAAAUGGUAUGCCAUGAUAGGGUUAAUUUUCAUUCCUGGGCUGCUAUACGGUCUCAAAGGCAAAAUAGGCCCAGCAAACCAAUCUGGCAAAUUUCAAUGUGCAAAGAUGGAAAAGGGGAAAGCCGUACAUUUGACCCCUGUAGGUUUGCAAAAACCCAUAAGACCUGUACAUUAAGGGGCACUGUUGUACUCGGGAGAUGUUGCUGAACACAUAUUGUGGUGUUCUUUUACAGUAAUACAUAACAGGAGCUGAGAAUCCAUGCCUAAAGUACAAUGUGUGUGAAAAAUAACACAAAAGAAUUACUACCCAAAAGGUUGGCAAAGACUGGUGGUAGAAUUAGUGCAUGGAAAGUGUUAAAAUACCACCAUUUGAAACACCCUAGCGUGUCUACUUUUCAAAAAUAUAUGGUUUGAUGGGGGUAAAUUACAUUGGUCGGCUUAAAAAAUGUCCCAAAUAGGACAUGGGUGCAUGAUGACCAGCUGUGAAAAUUCCAAGUUGGAAAACUGUAAUGCACACCCUCCAAAUAAGGUAUUUUAGCUCCCAGAGAACCCGACACACCUAUACAUGGGGGGUAUCACUGUACUCAGGAGAUGUUGCUGAACACAUAUUGGGGUGUUCUUUGGCAGUAACCCUUAACGUUCUCAGUACAUGUAUUCUUUUUUUUUUUUGGCAUAGAUUGGUGGUAAAAUGGUUGCAUGAAAAGAGUCAAAAUACCCCAAGUUUAUUACCUUAGGUUGUCUUCUUUUAAGAAAUAUAUACAUGUGAAGGGUUAUUCAUGGAUUCCUGACAGAUACCAGUGUUACAAUGUAACUUGCGAUAAUUUUGAAAAAAAAUGGUUUGGAAAUAGCAGUGUGCUACUUGUAAGUAUAGCCCUACAACUUUCCAUAAAAUGCUAAGAACAUGUUAACAUUUCUAAACUCAGGACAAAAUGUAGAAACUAUUUAGCAUGGGUGUUUUUUGGCGGUUGUAGAUGCGUAACAGAUUUUGGGGGUCAAAGUUUGAAAAAGUGUGUUUUUUUUAAAAUUUUCAGCAUUUUUUAUAGUAAAUUAUAUGAUGAAAAGAAUGGUAUCUUUAGAAAGACCAUUUAAUAGCGAGAAAAACAGUAUAUAAUAUGUGUGGGUACAGUAAAUGGGCAAGAGGAAAAUUACAGCUAAACACAAACACCGCAGAAAUUUAAAAAGUACCAUGGUCCUUAACGGUAAGAAAAUCGAAAAACGGUCUGGUCACUAAGGGGUUAAAUGUCUAGCUGUGUAACAUAUGUGUAAUAAAGUUUAUUGGUUUACAUCAAACUUUUUGCCCUUUUUUUAUACAGGCCUACCCCAUAUGACGGUUCCGGCACACCACAACCGACUGGUGCUCACUUUUGUUGUUAUUAUCUUACUAUUACGUUUUAUGUCUCCAACUACAAAUAAGAAGGCAUAACCUGUGUUACGAACGCUUGUAGUUAUGGUACCUUGUUUCUCCUACUCCUCCCGAACUGCUGAGCCUUAGUGAUUAUAGCUGCAGUUCAGGUGUAGUUAUGAAUAGUUCCAGACGAAUGCAGCUUCCAAGACGUUUCUCCCCAGCCAGUAGACAGUUACCCAAACAUGAGCCUAGACUUCAUGAAGGGUACAACAGGAAUGAAGGUUUAUUGAUGCCACACUGGCUUUUAUGCUAGUCCCCAUGCAAGGGGAAAUCCCACCUGGACCUUGUUGGGCACCAGGACAUAAAAGUUACAACCAAUAGAAUUACAUCGACAAAGUGAACACUCCCACUGCAAACAUACAAUCCCCUCCUCUCUGCCUGUGAGAUAAUUAGGUAAGCUAAAGGAUAACUCAAUUAUCUCCAGGUAGAAAAAAACAUUUUCUCCAAAACUUAGAAUGUACCCUAAAACACAUGGUAUCCCCAUAAAUGCCAUAUCCCCUGAUAGCCCUGAUUUGAGUGACCAACAUAUUCAAAAAUCACCCAGAUCUAUUCAGGGGUUUUCGAAAAGAAUGGAAGUCUUAUUUUACCGACCGCACACGAGGCUUCUGCCCAAAACAGUUCAGUGAAUUCAGUAUGUGCGGUCAGUCUGUUUCGAUAAAGUCAAAUAAGCGAAUGAAAGCACGAACUAAGCCCCCUGUCUCAUAGGAGCGAAUGUUCCCCUUGUUCGUGGGAACUAAACUACAGAACGGCGCUCUCCUAGCUGUUCGUGGAAAGGAAGCAGGCAUUCGUAUGUUUUUAGCGGUGUUCGGGAAGUCGAGUUUACGAUUUUAGUUCUAGACACUCGACGACCAAGUCCUGCUGCCUCCUUUCAUGAAAACAAAAUGGCCUCCCAGAGAGAGCGCUCAAUUGACAGUUCCCUUUGUAGAUAAUGAGCCAGGAGGGUGGUGGUGUUCAGUAGUUUAAUCUACCAAACAAAUAAAACAUAAAAAUUACGAAUGGCUUUACUAUUUUCUUCAUAGCCUAUAAUUGUGGAAGGGGUUACCCGGCUAUAAAACUCAGGCCCUCCCCAUAUCAGAACCGUCACCGCUAGGUUCAUCCCUCCCUCUUCUACCACUCUUUACAAUUUAUUGGGUAGGCCCUCUUGUUGUUAUUAUCUUACUAUUAUGGCUUUUGUCCCCGACUACAAUUGUAGUUUUAUGGGGUAAUUUGUGAUUUGUAGUUAUACAAUGAAAUUUGCGAAAAUUGGCAUAUGAAUAUAAUAACAAAUAAUAACAAAUAACACCCCACAAUGAGCAGGAUAAGCAGCAGCAACCCUAUGAUUGCCUUCCACAUUAUGCUGUGUUCAGUUUACCAUCCUUAAGGUGUAAUAUGUACCCCAUGUGGCUGCUUACCUUUGCUCUUUGCUCACUCGUAAAAUGAGGUGAAGUUGCUUAAUUUAAUCCACAACUAAGAUAAUACAAUCAUGGAAAAAACAUACAUUUAAUGAUGUAGUGUACUUACCUGUCUUAUUGGGUGUCUCAUAAUGCACUCAGAUUAAGCAGUUCAGGUCACUCAAUGUUUUUAGUGGUUCAUCUGUGAACCAUGAUAGUAGUAUUUUGUUAGAAUGGGAUUGGUGUGGCAAAGGAACCAGAUUUAUAAUGCAACAUGUUGCAAAAACGACAAAAGUUUGAACAUGCAAAAAAUACAGCAUACUAAUGUGGCUACAAUAAAGCAUAUUCAUGAGGUAAAAUGCAUUAAGUGACACUAUACUUUUGAAAAUAACAAUCUAUAUGUUACCUUAUAAUGAAGUGAUCACUGUCCACUCCUGUUUGCUCAGUAAAAUUUAAGUAAAAAAAAGAUUACCUUGUUUCAAGCAUACAUUCGCUUCUGUAAUCUCCACAUUCUCGUCUGUUAAUGUCAUCAUACAAGUGAACAUCAUUCGCCAUCUCCUCCAUUUCAUUGCUUCUCAUAGAGAAGCAAUGGAAUAGAACUAGGCAUGCGUGGCCAAGCACUGUUGUUCUCCAAUAACAUUCUGCUAUCAGCAACAUUUGAUGGAAGAAGAACUUCUAGUGGCAGCCACAAGAAGUGUAGUUAACCCUGAAAUUUAAACAUUGCAUUUUCUACAAAAAUUGCACAGUUAAUUGACAGGACCAAUGCACCCAGACCACUGCAUUAAGACUGAGUCGUAAGGAUGACUUUAGUGGUUCUUUAAAGCUGUGUUAGUUUCCAUUGUGUGACUUUAACCAUUUUCUGAUUGCAGUUAGCAUUUUCAACCAAUAAUAGCAUUGCAUUGUGUAAUUUUCUGUUUCAAAUGCAAAUGUCUUAUUUACUAUACAGUUUGCUCAUGUGUCUCAUUUGUAACUUACAACAGGGUUCAAAAACUGGAUUGAGUCAGUUGUUGCAUGGAGGCCCAGGUAUGUCACCAAAAGUCCUUUUUUACAUAUUUACUUUACAGUCUUUACUAUUUUAGUGUUCUGCAUUUCUAAUGAAAAACUAAAAUAAGCAUUAUUUCCAGUCAAAUAAUAAUUUAUUUUAAAUUGUUUGAUUACAGGUAUGAAAGCUGUGCAUACAUCAGAAAGACCACGUGCACAUCUAACAGGUAAUAUAAAUAGCUGAUUAGUUGUGAGCUCACUUUUUCUCAAUUUUAAAUAUUCACUUUUGAGAUUGAAAUAGCAUUACCAUCCAAAUGCAUUUUUUUAAUUUUUUUUUUUAACUUAUGCACAUGAUAAACAGGGCAUCCUAACCCUCUUCCUGACUUUAGGACGUGCAAUGACUACAAAAGAAGAGCUUUAAUGUUGUUAGGGCAGUAUAGCAUAUACUAACAAUCGUACCAUCCCUCUACCCUACUUACUGGAUCCGAUUGGGGGAACUGCCUGACAACUCAGGUAGUCCCCCUACAGCCAAUCUCUCUGAUCCGAUCAGAGGUUGCCAGACAGAUCCUUCAAUAUAUAAUAAAUAAUAUAACAAAUUACAUAUACAUAAUUCCUAAAUACAGUUUUAUAUAAUAUAUAUAUAUAUAUAUAUAUAUAUUCAUUCUAAGUGUGUUUUGAUAUUAAUAUAAGUGUACACUGUACAGUAUAUAUAUUAAUAUUAAAAUACAUUCAUAUAUGGAAUUUUAUUCUAAGAGUAUUUUGAUAAUCUCAUGUGUAUAAUUAUAUAUAUUCAUAUCAAAAUAGAAGUAGAAUUUUAUAUAUAUAUAUAUACCCCGUAUUUUUUGGCAUAUAAGAUGACUGGGCGUAUAAGACGACCCACAACUUUUCCAGUUAAAAUAUAGAGUUUGGGAUAUACUCGCCGUAUAAGACUACCCCUCUUCCAAUGCACACCAAAUAAAAAUUAGCCAUGAUGUACAGUGAGCAGACAGAGAUACACAGCAAGACAUUAAAUAAUGAUAAUCUGAAAUAGCAUUUAAAGCCCAGGUAUGUGCCAGGCUGUUUGGGCAUAUAAUCCAUGCCUGUUGGUCUAGCACACAGGAGGCUAAUUGCGAUAUAUUCUUUUUACUACCCCCCCUCCAUUCUUUUUACUCCCCCCCUCCAUUCUUUUUACUCCCCCUCCCCCCAUCCUCCCUACAUUCUUCUCACCUCCCCUUCCCUGUGCAGAGUGGGUGGCUGAGCUCCUCUUCGUCCUGUCAGUCCUGUCAGUAGCAAUCUCCUGUUCCGCGCGGUACCCGGCCGGAAUGAAAGGAAGUGAGCACUCAGUGCGCACUUCCUUUCAGUCCGGCCGGGAACAGGUAACUGAAUCUCCUGUACUGUGCGGUACCCGGCCGGACUGACAGGACGAAGAGGAGCUCGGCCACCCACUCUGCACAGGGAAGGGGAGGUGAGAAGAGAGGCAGUGCGGCAGCUGUCUGAGCGCUCUCUAUAGAACUGCAGCUAUAUAGACCCUAUACCCGGCGUAUAAGACGACCCCGACUUUGGAGAAGAUUUUCCACGGUUAAAAAGUCAUCUUAUACGCCAGAAAAUACUGUAUAUAUAUAUAUAUAUAUUGUAGAUGGGAUUAGUCCCGUAGACAAGAUACCAGAGUAUUGCAGUAUGCAAUAAUACCUUUUUAUUGGACUAACAUAAUAUUUCAAAGACAGGCUUUCAAGUGUUUUUUGUUAUCUUCCUCAGGUCUGAAGCAAUACAGAUCAAUUUGAUAGAGUUUAACACUUAAAAUAACUGAUGUUAGAGAAGGGGAGGGAGGGCGGGGUGAGUGGAGUGUCAUAAAUAGCAGAAGAUGUGUCCGAAAGUGAAAGGUGCAGGUUGGCUGAGAAUAGCCAGAAAAGGAAAUAAAAACAGAGGAGAGUCAAUAAGCUAGUUUGAAAAAAUAAAUAAAUAAAUAAAAACAUGAAAACAGCAGAGCAGGGCAUGCAAUUAUAAAGCUGCGUAUAUGUAUGUAUAUAAAUUGAUCCAAUAAAGGUAAAGCGAGAAUAUUAAAAAAAAAACUAUAAUUAACGUGUGUCUAUAAAAAGUUUUGGUAGUGUGGGAGAAAGCCAAAGUCCACAUUAAGCCCUUAAGGACGGGUGACGGACGAGGUCCGUUACAGAGGGGAGACCCUUAAUGACGAGUGACGGACCUCGUCCGUCACGCGGUAAAAUUAACCCCGGAUCGCGGCGAUCGCGGGGUUAAUGGUGCUCCUGUAUGCCUCUGCAUUAGAGGCAUACCGGGAGCAACCGGUCAGGCUGCCCAGCACAUGUCCUCGCUCUGACCGCAAGUCAGAGCGAGCACAUGUGCUCUGUAUACUUACCUUCCGACUCCCUGCACUUCCUGGUUCUGUGCGAAGUGCAGGGAGCCGGAACAGUGCUGAUCCUGCCCCCUGCUGUAAAAAAAAAAAAAGUUAAUUUAAAGUCCCACCCCCCCUUUACCCAUUUUAAUAAAAAAAUAACAUCUUCCCUGCCAAUUGAUCACUGACUACAGUGAUCAAUUGGCAGGGAUUACAUUUUACUAUGAUCUGAUUUUUUUUUUAACCCUCAGGGGAUAAAUUUAUUUAAUUAAUUAAAAUAUUUUAAAAUUAUAUAUUUAGCUAGCUGGGGUGGGUGGAAGUUAGUGGGGAAUUGGGGGAUUUGGCAUUAGGCUAACUAGGGGUUAACGUUAAAAAAGGUUUUAAAAUAAACUUUAAAAAGUUAAAAAUUAAGCUUAAAAAAGUUUUAAUAACGUUUAAGUAAAAAAUAAAAAAACACCCCCCUUUACCUAGUCCAAAUAAAAAUUAACCCUUUCCCUGCCAGUUGAUCACUGCCUACAGCGAUCAAAUACAGAUCACAGUAUUAUACUGUGAUCUAAUUUUUUUUAACCCCUGAGGAUUAACUUUUAUUUAUUUUUUAACCUUCAGGGGUUCAAUUUAUUUAAUUAAUUAAUUAAUUUAAAUAUUUUAUAACUAUAUAUUUUGCUACCUGGGGUGGGUGGGAAUUAUGGGAAAAUGGGGAAUUUACUGUUAGUGCUGCUUACUGCUAGUUAGGGGUUAACGGUAAAAAAAAAGCUUCGAAAAAAUUUAAAUCUGUAAAAAAGGUUUAAGAAAGUUUAGUAAAGUUUAAAAAAAAAUUAAUAAUCAAAACAAAAGUUUAAAAACUAGUUUUUAAAAGUAAAAAAGUUAAAAAAAGUAAAAAAAAAAAAUACAUUUUAAAAACGCUCAUUACCACUACACCUGGAACAAAACUAGAGAAAAAAUUAUCCCACGCCAAGGUUCAAAAUAUGCCUUUUGAAUUACCCCAUAGUGUAUUCUUUAAUAAAUAGUAUGUGUUUGUGGGAAAGUUUCAAAAACCAACUAUCUAAACUACUCCAAAUUGGAACAUGGACACAGCGUAAAAUUUCAAAGUUAGAAAAAAACUGAAUGGCUGUGUCUCAAAUGCGCCCCUUCAACAUCCACAUAUACCUGGCAAAGGUACAUACUACACUACACUUGGUACAAGCUAGCGGAAAAAUGAUCCCACGCUAAGGUUCAAAAUAUGCCUUUUGAAAUACCCUGGGAUGUCUUCUUUAAGAAAUGGUAUGGCUUUAUGGGGUAUUUAGUUUAUAUAGCCUGGUAAAAUACUCUAAAAUGGGACAUAGGCACAGCAUAAAAAUUCAAAGUUUGAAAAAAACUGGAAUGGCUGUGUCCCAAAUGUCCCCCUCCGAUGUCCACACAUACCUGGCAAAGGUACAUACGGGGAUAUUGCUGUACUCAGCCGACAUAGCUGAGCAACAUAUGAAGUAUUAUACAGUCAUAGCACACAUAAGGUUUGCAAAAUAUACUGUGCAAACUCACUUUGGAUGUCAAAAAGGCAGAAAAAAACACUUAUUACCACUACAUCUGGUACAAGCUAGCGGAAAAAUGAUCCCACGCUAAGGUUCAAAAUAUAUAUUUUUAAACACCCUGGGGUGUCUACUCUAAGAUAUGGUAGGCCUUUGUGGGGUAGUUUGAAUUUAAAACCUGCGAAGAUGCUUGGAAAUUGCACAUAGGCCCAGCGUCAAAAUUCAAAGUUUGGUAAAAACGGAUAUGGCUUGGUCUCCUAUAUGGCACUGUAGCUUCACGAAAUAGUGCCAAAGACAUUCAUUGGGGGUGUCUUUUUACUCAGAAGACUUAGCUGAGCAUAAUUUGGGAGGUUUGAACUUAGUGGCACAUAUGAAAUAUACAAAACGCCCAGCAAAAAUGCAAUCCGUAUGUAAAAAAUGCACAAAAUUAUUUUUUACCACAUACUUUGGCAUAUAUUGGUGAAAAAAUGGGGGUAUGUUAAGGCACAAUAUGCACCUUAUGAGAUACCCUGGAGUGUCUACUUUUACAAAUGGUAGGCCUUUGUGGGGGUUUUUUGAACAGUCAAACUGUUUUAAUACCUGAAAUGGAACCUAAGGCUCAUUAAAUCCAUCUCUCAAAAUUCUACUGUGAAUACUGAAAAGGACAGGUAUCCUGUAUGGCACUGUAACUUCACGAAAUAGUGCCAAAGACAUACAAUGGGGGUGUCAUUUUACUCAGCAUAUGUAACUGAACACAAAAUAAAACUUUGUACAGGAAUAGCAUACACCAACUUUACAAAAUAUACACGUGAAUUUCUUUGUUAUAAGUUUGUGUGCCAAAAACCAAACAAAACACAAUUUUACUCCAAUAUUUAGCAGAGGUUGGUGGUGAAAUGGCUAUGUAGAAAGUGUCAAAACAACCUUAGGUAAAUAGCCUGUGAUGUCUACUUUAUAUAAAUAUAUACUUUUGUGUGGCAAUUUUGUUUUCUUUUAUGGCUAUUAAGCUUACAAGACAAACAUACCAAAUUCUAAAAUCGCUCCACAUUAAAAGUCUAUUUUACUCCUUGUGCUUUGUGACCUGUAACUACCAAAAAAACUUAAAAUCCCAGACACAUUAUAUAUUCUGUAAAUCAGAACAACUAAAUUAAUUUAUUUUUAAUUACUUUUCUUCACCUGCACUAAUUAUGCACACAUUAUUAUUGCAAAAACUGUAAAAAAAAACACAAAAUUUUCAUUUUUUUUACAUUUUUCUGUAUUUUUUUAAAAAUAAAUAAGCAUUUAUAUAUAUAUAUAUAUAUGUGUGUUACAUCAAAUAAAGCCCUUUCUGUCCUUUAAAAAAUGAUGUAUAAUAUGUGUUGGUGCAACAAAUUAGUAAAAUGCAAAUUGCAGUUGAAGCAAACAGCAAAAAAUGAAAAAAAUGCUGUUGUCAUUAAGUGAAAGACAAGCUUUUGAAGCUCUGUCCUUAAGGGGUUAAGUUCUUAAUUUCUGUUGUUGAAAUGUGUGAUCAUCAUCUCAAACGUCUUUCGUUCAUGAGAGUCUUUGAAAUUCCCUUUAAAGGGACACUGUAGGCAACCAGACCAGUUCAGCUAAUUGAAGUGUUUACAUUGCAGCUCUAAGUCUGCCCUCUGUGACUGUCUACCAGACAGCCACGGGGGGCGCUUCUGGAUUCGUAACGGACUUUUGGUCCGUUAUCUGACUCUGGACGUCCUCACGGACUUCGAGCGUCAGAUUUUCACCGUAGGAAAGCAUUGAAUAAUGCUUUUCUGUGGGGAGCUUUAAUGCGCAUGCAGCCAUUGCCGCGCAUACGCAUUAGGUCUCCCCUGCCAGCUGACGUCAGCGAGGGAGGAGCAUGGGCGGAGCCUGACCCAGUGCUGAGGGACAUCGGCGCUGGAUUCAGGUAAGUAGCUGAAGGGGUUUUAAAUAACUGGCCUUAAGCUGAGAAUCUCAGAAUGAAUCUACACAGACACUCAACCAAGAACCACAAGGAAAAACAGAUAUUGUACCCCUGUUGGUCAUCACUUCACCUAGACUGGUCACUCCAUCCAAAACCUCAGGAUUAAAGUUCUUAAGGGAAUUUCAAAGACUCUCAUGACCGAAAGACAUUUGAGAUGAAAAUGAUUACACAUUUCAACACCAGAAAUUAAGAACUUAAUGUAGACUCUGGCUUUUUCCCACGCUACCAAAACGUUUUAUAGACACACGUUAUAGUUUUUUUUUUUUUUUAUAUUCUCACUACACUUUUAUUGGAUCAAUUUAUAUACAUAUAUAUAUACAGCUUUAUACUUGCAUGCCCUGCUCAGCUGUUUUCGUGGGGGUUUUUUUGUUUUUGUUUUUUUUAACUAGCUUAUUGACUCUCCUCUGUUUAUAUACUUUUUCUGGCUAUUCUCAGCCAACCUGCACCUUUCAGGUACAUUUUCUGCUAUUUAUGACACCCCACUCACCCCCUCCCCUUCUCUAACAUCAGUUGUUUUAAGUGGUAAACUCUAUCAGAGUGAUAUGUAUUGCUUUAGACCUGAGGAAGCGAGGAACACUCUCGAAAGCUUGUCUUGAAAUAUUAUGUUAGUCCAAUAAAAAAGGUAUCAUUACAUACUGCAAUACUCUGGUAUUUUGGCAGUAUAUAUAUUUGAAUGCUUUCCUAUGGACUGGCUGAAUGCGCACGCGGCUCUUGUAUGCGCAUUCAGCUAAGGACGUCAGAAGAGGGAGGAGAGUCCCCAGCGCCGAGGGAGCCCGGCGCUGGAGAAUGGUAAGGGAUUAACCCUUUCCUCCCCCUUCUGCACCACGGGAGUGGGACCCUGAGGGUGGGGGCACCCUCAGGGCACUAUAGUGACAGGAAAACGAGUAUGUUUUCCUGGCACUAGAGUGGUCCUUUAAGCAAAUCUUAUAAAGUGAAAUGUGUGGUAGUUAUCCCAUGAGUUGUAAAUAUCAUAUAUUGAAUUCCAAUAUAGGUACUAAUGGAGUUUCAUUAAUUGUACUAAAAUGUCAAUUGCCAUUUUUUUAAGGUACCAAACAAGAUGACCAAAAUCUCAUUCUACAGUGGGAGGAUCAACGUGGACUAGCAUUCACCAAAGAAGGAAUGACAUAUAAAAAUCGAUCACUACUUAUUCCAAAGACUGGUGAUUAUUUUGUGUAUUCUCAAGUUUCCUUUCGAGCUAGUGACUCUAGCCAUAAAAAUAAAAAAUUGGAAUACGUAACACUGCAAAUCACAAGGGUAAAUAACAAUUAUCCAGAGCCAGAAUGUCUUCUUAGUGGAGCUAUAUCAAUUGACAAAGAAAGAGAGGAAUGCCAGACCAUCUAUUUGGGAGCUCUUCUAUCUAUGAAAGUAGGAGACAUGGUAUCAGUGAAAGUAAAUGAUAUCAAACUAGUUGAUGUCACUGUGGACCACAAAACAUUCUUUGGUGCAUUCCUGUCAUGAAUGCAGCUAAAAUCCUAACUUGUUCGCUGAAUGGAUGCCAUACAAUCAGACUAUACAUUCAAAAAUGAACUUCCAGAUAUUAGUUUAAGCAGACUGUGAUUGUCUAUUGUUGCGACUUAGAUGAUGAUCAGAUCACAUUUUAUGACCAAUUUGUGCAGAAAUCCAUAUCAUUCCAAAGGGUUCACAUACUUUUUCUUGCAACUGUAUGCUGUUAUCCUAACUUAAAUAUUGGCACAUCUCAUGUUUGCACAGGGACCAUUCUUAAAAAGCAAGAGAGCGUCUACAUCAAGAAAAUGUUAGUGUGAAACAUUAAACAGAUUCUUCUCAUCUUAUAAAGCUGCUUUUAAUGAAAAAUAUAACUAAUAUAUAUGAGCAUUUAAAAAAAACAAAAACAUUUAUUUGUAAAUUCAAAAUUUAGUUCAUAAAGCCUCGCUUAUAUUUAUUUAGACUGUGGGAAUGAGUGCCUGCUCAUACAUGAACAAAUUUCUCUACCAGGAACCCAUUCCACCAACAAUACAAUAUCUCCAAAUGUUCUUAAAAUCACAGCCUCCCUCUAACGUGCAAUUAAUAAACUAAUCUUCAAAUAUCAUACCAUUCCUACAGUCAGGGAGGGGGGAAAUUGAAUGUUACCUCUUAAUUGCCUCUUUGCAUUGUAUUAGAAUUGCACUAAUUGCUAUAAAAUCUUUUAAAUACCAUAUUUUAGACUGUACCGACUAUGUAGCCAUUAUGAUCAAAUGCAGACAUUUUUCCAUUUGGUUGCUAUUUUUAGUAAGCUGUACUGCUAUUAAUACCAUUAUGGUCCUUACUGAUACCUGUAAGUAUAUGGGUAUAUAAAUUUUUAUUUAUAAACAAUAUGUAAAAAAAUAAAUAAAUAAAAUUUGCUUUUAUACUAAUUUCAGACUGUGUUAAAUAUUGCAAGGUAAGAGAUACAAUGGACUCCUUCAAUAUUUAUAUACAGGAGGAACAAAUACAUGAAAAAUAAAAAUUGUGUACAUUUAAUUUAUUGUGUUUGUACAUUACAUGAUCUUUUCUAAUGCACUUACAUGUUAGCUAUUCAUCCAAAAUAAGCUUAACUGUGAAGGAGUUAAAGGCACCAAAACAUCUUUAUGAAGCAGUUUGGGUGUAUAGACCAUGCCCCUGUAGUCUCACUGUUUAAAGGGAUACUGUAGGCACCCAGACAACUUCAGCUAAUUGAAAUAGUCUAGGUGCACUGUCCCUUUUGCACUUAGGGCUGCAAUGUUAAACAUGGCAGUUCCAUAGAAACAAGUCUGCUCACACUGGCUGUCUACCAAACAACCACUAGAGGGCUUCCUGAAUUGAAGUUGACCGGUAUCUGAUGCUGGACGUCCUCACGCUCUGCAUAAGGACAUUCAGCGUCCCCCAUAGGUAAGCAUGGAUUUAAUUAGCUCCAGUGUCUCGCGAACCAUCAGAGGGGGGGAGCAUCGACCCAGCGCAGAGGGACAUCGGCACUGGGAUAAGGUAAGUAAAUAAAG